AUGGUGGACGCCGCCGUGGCCGCCGAGCGGGACGCCUUCGAGAGGGGGCAGGUACCCUCCCGUGGGGCAGGGCGGGCGGGUCGGUGGGCGGAGAGGGGCAGCGGAGCCAGAGGGGCUGUGGUCGCCGCCGCCGACCCAAGGAGCUCCCCUGGCGAAUACCCUUCUCAGGCUCAAUCCUUUAUGUUGCUGGUAUUUGUAUUGGCCGCCGCCCCUUUUUAUUAUUUUAUUUUAUUUCUGCUUGCCGAGGUGACUCGAAGCUUAAAACUUUUAACGCUGGAACUGGUGGGCAACCAGUGAAGCUGAAAUGUGUGGAGGAUUCGGGGCAGAGAAAAGUCAUUUCCACAGUGCCGCGUUAAACUCUGGAACUCUCUCCCACAGGAGGCAGUUGACUGGCCAGCUUUAAAAAGAAGUUCGGGCAAGUUCAUGGAAGAAAGGUCUUGCCAAAGGCUACUAGCCACAAUGCCCAGGCUCUGCCUCCACUGCAGAAGCAGUAGUUGUUAUUAUAGUUACGGGUAUUAGCUGCUUUUCCUUUUACCAAAGUAACACAAAGUGACCUUCAGUUUUUUUAUUUUUGUUAUUACCUGCACUCCUCCACACCCAAAGGUCCCAGUGCGGGUUACAGCAAUUGAAAUGCAUUCCUAAAAACUGUUUAAAAGAAGUUAAAAUUACAGCAGUUGGGUAGGUCCUUAAAAUAUACGCCUUAAGUGUCAGAAGCUGGGACAAAGAGGUGCAAAUUCGGCAUCCUCUAGAAUUUAUGUAAUGAACAUAUAAACAAACAAACAAACAUAUGCAUUAGAACCAGCAUAAAAUAAAAUAAAAACAACCCAUAUAUAUAUAUAUAUAACAUGACUUCAUACACACUUACUUCCCCCUCCCCGUAAGUGCUGUUGGAAAGCAAAUAAAUAAUCAGGCAUGUAGAUCUUUUUAAUAGUCAUAGUAGGAAAAAGAAAUGGAACAGUAACCCUAAUCCACCCAUUAAGAACACACGUACAAAAAAUCCAAACUAAAACUGAUAGCAGAAUAAAAAGGGUAGAGGAGGAAGUAAGCUCUAACAAUACCUUAAGCAGGAACAAAUUCAAAAGCUUGUUUAUAUAUAUAUAUUAAAAAGGAAGUUUUUGAGUGCUGUUGGAAUGCAAAGAAAAAGGAAGGUGGCCUAGCCACAAAAAAAGUUGUCACGUUCAGUGUUUACAAUAUCACAAUCUUGCACUUGAACCCCCUUGUAAUUGAACAAAGUAAAAACAUAACAAAAUCCAGAUCAUCCAUCAGCCUUGACUUCCGACAGUAAUUUUUUUUUGCAUAUGUGAUCAUCAUUGGGGGGAGAGGGCUCAGCCCCCUGUCUAAGAGCCCUGCAACUGGAUCAGACCAAAGGGUCUAGUCCAGCAUCCUGUUCUCACAGAGGCGAACCAAUGCGAAGCCCACAAGCAGGAACUGAGUGUAACAACACUUUCCUCACUUCUGAAUCACAGCAACUAGCAUUCAGAAGCAUAUUGGUAGUUUCCUUUAGCAGAGAUAGAAAAUAGCCGUUGUUGCCAGUAGCUGUGGAUAGGCUUCCUUUCCUUGAACAUAUCUAAUCCUCUUUUUAAAAGUCAUCCAAGUGGGUGGCUAUCGCUGUGUCUUGUGGGAGCAAAUUCCAUAAAGAUGUUUUUACUCCUCUGCAAACAACCACAGAGAUCCCAUGAUGGACCACACCAAGUGCAGCACACAUCAUCCCUGUCCUCUGGCUAUGCUGCCUGGGCUAAUGGUGGUUAGGAGUUGGCUGGAAUAUCCAACAUUUUUCAUUUAAAACUUUCAGUUAAAACUAUAGGUGUGUCCAUAAGGAAGAAAAUGUUCCUUCAGGUAAUUUGGUCCCAAACCAUUGGGACCUGAAUUGUGAAACCAGUACUUUAUAUGGAGCCCUGAAAUCACUAUAGACCAGUAUGGGCAUUUAAAAUCCAAUGCUUAUACAGUGGUACCUCGGGUUAAGUACUUAAUUCGUUCCGGAGGUCCGUUCUUAACCUGAAACUGUUCUUAACCUGAAGCACCACUUUAGCGAAUGGGGCCUCCUGCUGCUGCCGCGCCACCGGAGCACGAUUUCUGUUCUCAUCCUGAAGCAAAGUUCUUAACCUGAAGCACUAUUUCUGGGUUAGCGGAGUCUGUAACCUGAAGCGUAUGUAACCUGAAGCAUAUGUAACCCGAGGUACCACUGUACAGUAUAAUUACACUAACAGCUUUCUGACAGAGAUUUGGCUGUGCUGUAUAACAAACCAAUAGGAGUUCAGAAUGUCACUUGCUCUCUACUUCUCUAGGUUGUGGAGGGGUACCGUGCAUUGUUUCUUGGUUUGGCAGAGAGCUGGGAGCAGUUCUUUGCUGGGUCAAUUGGGCUCUCAUGACAUGGCAAAGUGAACCAGAGGCUAAUCAGUUCCCUUGUAGCUGCAUCUUGCAGCUGCUGUUGCACUAAGAAUGAUCUGUUUUACUACACGUUUGCCCUGAGCAGCCUAAUCUGAACAAGAUAAGAUAAGAAUCGAAUGUAAAUAAAUAAAUAAACACAAAACCAAAAGGAGAAGAGAAAGGGAUAGAAGGGUAAUUCAUUUAUAUGGAGACAUGUCCUUUCAGCAAAACCGUAAGGCACCCUGUGAUACUUGAACUCAACACUAUCUGUCUGAAUAGAUUAUACAAGCAUCUAAAUUGCAAUGUGUUCCCCAUUUAACUUGAAAUUAUCCAGUAUGUGAGUUUAGCGCUCUUAAAAUUCAAACAGGCUGCCCCCCCCAAAGGAGGCAAUACUAGCAGGAAUCAAAUUUUCUUCUGAGCAAUAAGCUGUUCUGAUAUUGAUUUGCUUUGUUAGAUUAUUUGGGUUUGCUUUGCAAAAUGAUACCAUAAAUGUUAAAUGGAGUGCAAACAAAGAGUCUUGUGAUGACCUGGAAGAAGUGUUCUGGAUGUGAGGUGGCAGGGUUGGAUAGGGUUUUUUAAAUUCCUAGAUAACAUGAUCAAACUUCUACAAGGCUGUAAUGGUUCUAGGGGUUGCUCGUGCGUAAGCCGGUGCAAACACCUGGCUGGGUUGCCUGAGUGAACCUUUUCUGUCCGGACAGCCACUCACCCGUGGCUGUCUCAAUCGCUGGCAGAAUCCAUCAGUGGGCGUUUCUUAAACUUCUUCCAGCAAAGAAGCUCUUUGACGCCUAGUCUCCUCCUACUCUCUCUGCGCGAAAGCCUUCUGCGCAAGGAGGCGUAGGCAGCGGAGGACCCUACUCUCCCGCUGGUCCCCGGCAAGGAGUCAUGGGACUGCCUUGCCGCUUCCCCCAUCUGCUCCCCUUCUCCACUGGUGCUACGCUGAUUCUCUUCCCCAGAAGAUGGGCUGCCUCUCCCAAUCCCGGGACGCUCUCUGGAAUCCCUUUGGAUUUUGCUCUCUCCCUCCGGCACUGAUGGCAGUUCCCUGACAAAGGCAUAUCAAGUUGUCUGCUCUUUUAAGCUGCGUCAGUCUCAGCUCUGUAGAUGAAGGUGUGAAAUGGAAGUGAAAAGCUUGACAGAACAAAUAGCUUGACUACUGUGAAAACAGGAUGCUGCACUAGCUGGGCCACUGGCCUAAAUCAGCUGCAGGGCUAUUCUUAGGUUCAGGAAGAGAAGCCUGGGUGCUGAAAUACGGUACUUACUGUUGUGCUGUUUGGAUAUCUCAGGGAGAGAGCCCUCCCAACAUAAGGAAGGGAUGGACAUGGGUACUGUAUCUUAUUAAAUUAAUGUUCUCAUUGUAAAACACAGCAGCCCAGGGAAAUAGAAACUGCAGCUCUAUCUGUGUGUUCACUUUGUACUUAACCUCAAAGAGUAUCUGGAGUUACGGUGAGAACACAUGUUGGGCUAGAUGAGCAUUUAGUCUGAUCCAGCAAGGAUCUUACUUUUCUGCAGGAGCAGGGGACAAAUCUGGGUGACUUUUUGUUUGUGAUACGGCUCGUUUUCCUGAGCAUUUUGGUGUAUGAUAUGCUUUUGUUGCAAUAUGUUUUUUUGUUUUUUUUAUAAAUAAUUUUUAUUUAAGUUUUAAACAACGAAGAAAGAAAAAAAAGAACAUACACAAUACAUAUCUCGGGGGGAAAAAGAAUUUUUUUUUAAAAAAGUGAUUACAAAAACACAAUUCAACAAUAAAAAACAAAAAACAUAACCAUUAAAAACAAUAUCUCUUUUCCAUUUCCGUUUUUUUAAUUUACUUAUUUUCUGGACUUCCUCAUACCUCCCUCUUUUGUAUUCCAAUCCAAAUCGUUUGUCCAGCAAUUUCUUUUCAACUUUUUUAAUCCCAAUCUUUAACUUUAAUAUAAUAUUGUAAUAUAUAACUUCAACUUCUUUAAACCUGAUCUUUAAUCUUAGUAUAAUAUAAUAUAACCUUAAAAUUUUCCCUCUUAAUUGUCAAAUUUCCAUUUCUUUAAACAUCUUUAAUCCUAAUCUUAAUCUUAGUCUAUCAUCAACUUUAACCUGUACAGCUGGAAACCGCUUAUUCUCAGUCCAACAUCACUCUAACAUUCUUUAAUUUUGCAAUGUUUCUGAAGAUAGUUGUGAUGGGAUUAUGAGCUGCUUGUGCGUAAAAUCGUAUUCCCUCAGAGUUUGUUCAAGUCCACAAACCUCUGUCUGUGACUGAGCCCCUCUGACAUGGCUCCUCUUAGUCACUAGAAGAUUCCGACAGUGGUUGCUUUCGUAAUCGCUUCCAACAUAAAAGCUCCUUAACGGAAACACGUCUUCUGGACUCUCUGCGUGACAGUUUCCGGCGGAGUGGGUGUCGCUACAGGAGGUCCGGAAACCUCACCACUGUUUUCGCUGGAAGUAUCUCUGAGCCAUCCCCCAGCUCCCUUUCCCUCAGUUCAGCUUGUCUCCCCUGCUGGUUUCCUCUUCCGCUGCUGAGUCUCUUCCAACCUGUCUGAGCCCUUUCACCUCCCUCAGUUCAGCUUCUCUCCCCUUGCUGGUUCCCUCUUCAGCUGCUGAAUCUCUUCCAACCUGUCUGAGUCCUUUCACCUCCCUUCCUUCCGAUGGCAGUUCCCUGACAUCCACCUCCCCUCCAGGGCCCCCUUCACCCCCUCUCGCCCCCUCCUCUACGGGCGGUGAGGAGGCAAACCUGGAAUGAACUUCCUUCAUCUUCCGAUGUCUCGAACACUUCUCUCCACCUGUUGCGGUUCCUGGUCUCGAAGCACUCCUCCUCCUCCGAGUCCAUCUCCCCUUCCCCUUCCGAUUCUGGGAAUCCUUCCAACUCCUCCUCCUCCUCAGUGGUCCCAAAGUAUUCCCUCCGGAACCUCUCCACAGGCUGAGGUUUCCGCGGGAACCUUUGAUGGAACAUUUCUAUCAAUACCUCGUCAUUGAUAUCUUUGGCCAUUACCCACGUGUUUUCUGACUCCGGUUCUCCUUCCCACGCUACCAAAUACUCCACCUGAUUCCCCUUCCACCUGGCAUCAAGGAUUUCUGCCACAUGACUGCUGCAUUCUCUUUCUUCUAUGACCGGUCCCGAGUGUCCAUCCCUUCUCGUCCCCCCUCGUACGGUGACAGUAACGACCUGUGAAAUACUGGGUGCAGUUUCAUGUGGUUGGGUAACCGGAGCCUGAAAGCCACUGGGUUGACCUGUUGAAUGACCUCAAAGGGACCCAACCUCCUGGGUCGUAAUUUCUUACAACCUCCUUUGAGCGGCAGCCCUCGGGUUGACAGCCACACCCUAUCUCCAACCCUUAUGGUUUCACCUUCCCUUCGGUUCUUGUCUGCCUGCCUCUUGUAUUCUUCCUUCGCCCUUUCUAAGUUGAGUUGGAGCUGACGGUGGAUUGCUUCCAUUUCUUCUACAAAAUGCUCGGCUGCCGGUUCGCUCCAUCUCUCCCCUUCUCCCCCUGGGAAAGCCCUGGGAUGACACCCAUAAUUAGCCAAGAAGGGGCUCAUCCCUGUGGACACAUUCUCGGCAUUGUUGUAGGCAAAUUCCGCCAGCGCCAACUUUUCUACCCAGUCAUUCUCUCUGUCAUUGACAUAACACCUCAGGUAUUGCUGGAGGACACCGUUUGCUCUUUCCGCCUGCCCGUUGGUUUCAGGGUGCCGGGCAGUCGAAAAGUUGACCUCCACCUGCAGUAAGCUCAUGAGCUUCCUCCAGAACCUGGAAGUAAAUUGUUUUCCUCGGUCUGAGACCACCCUCAAUGGCACCCCGUGCAACCUAAAAAUGUGUUCUACAAAUAACUUCGCUGUCUCUUCCGCCGUGACUGCAUGCGAGCAAGCUACAAAGUGGCACAUCUUUGUUAGUAGGUCUACCACCACCAUGAUGGCUGUUUUCCCUUUGGACUUCGGCAGAUCAGUCAUAAAAUCUAUCGACACUGCCUCCCAAGGUCGUUCUGGUGUUGGUAAGGGUUCUAAUAGCCCCGCCGGCGCCCGCCUUUCCCCUUUGGCUCGCUGGCACUGCUCGCACCCUCUUACAUACUCACGUACAUCCUCCCUCACCUUAGGCCACCAAAAUUCCCUGGUGACCAACCACAUGGUUUUGUGUUGCCCAAAAUGCCCCGCCGUGGGGCUGUCAUGCAACUGCUUGAGUACCCUCCCCCUUAAGUCUCCUUCAGGGAUAUACAGUGCCCCUUUGUAAUACAAAGCUCCAUUUCUUUCCUCGAAACCCCUUGAUUCCUCUCCCUCAUCCCUAAGACCUCUGAGCUUAUUCUGGGCGUAUUCAUCAUUCUCUGUUUCUUCUACCAGUUCUCUUUGUCCCACCAAUGCCGCCCCACACACCCAGCGGUCCUCUGGAAUGACAUGUCUCUCUUCGGGUGCUCCCUCCCCCUCCCAAUAUUCAGGUUUGCGUGAGAGAGCGUCCGCCCUAAUGUUCUCUGGGCCUGGCACGUAACAAAUCUCAAAGUUAAAUUUGGAGAAUUCCUGGGCCCAUCUCACUUGCCGUUGGUUGAGCACUCGUGCCGUCCUCCAAUACUCUAGGUUCUUGUGGUCAGUGCACACUUGCACCUUAUGUUGUGCGCCAAUUAGCAGGUGCCUCCAUCUCCGGAACGCCUCAUGAAUGGCUAGUAGUUCUCGGUCAUACACCGUGUAGUUCCUCUCGGAUUUGUUCAGCUUUCGCGAAAAAAAGCACACGGUCUCCACUCUGACUCCUCCUUCCCUGGCUGGAGAAGCACCGCCCCAACCGCUCUGUCUGAUGCGUCAGUUUCCACUCUCAUCGGUUUUUGUAAAUCCACAUGCAGGAGCUGUUGUUCCGAGGCGAAGGCCCUUUUUAGUUCCUCAAAUGCUUGCUCCGCCUCCUCCGUCCAAACGAACUUCUUCUUACUGCUGAGACAGUCCGUAAUGGGCGCCGUCAGGUGGGCAAAGUUUGGGAUGAACUUACGAUAGAAGUUCCCAAACCCUAAAAACCUCUGCACAUCCUUCCUUGUUUUGGGUGUUUUCCAUUCCAGUACCGCCUGGACCUUGCCGGGAUCCAUGGCCACCCCCUUGUCAGACAGGCGAUACCCCAGGAAUUCCACCUCCUUGGUAUGAAACUGACACUUCUCCAGUUUCACCCACAGCUGGUUGGCUUGCAGCCUGCUCAACACUUCUCUGACGUCUCUCACAUGCUGCUCCUCAUUCUCAGAAUACACCAACACGUCGUCUAAGAAGGCCACACAAUUCUUGUAAAGCAACGGCCCCAGGACGUGGUUCAUAAACGAUUGAAAUGUUGCGGAGCCUGCUUGUAGACCGAAGGGCAUAACUAAGUAUUCAAAUGCCCCUAAAGGGGUGAACAUGGUGGUUUUCCAUUCAUCCCCCUUCCUUAUUCGUAUCAGGUUGUACGCCCCCUUAGAUCCAGCUUGGUGAAAAUCUUUCCCUUUCGCACCCUUGUCAAAAUGUCGUCAAUCCUGGGCAUCGGGAAGGCCACUGGUUCUGACACUGCAUUUAAGGCCCUGAAGUCACACACCAGUCUCGGCUUGUUCGUGUUUUUUGUCCACAAAAACACUGGGCUGCCCCACCGCCCUGGACUCUCUGAUGAACCCUCUCUUCAGGUUCUUGUCAAUGAACUCUCUUAGCUCCUGCAUCUCUCUGUCUGACAUGGCGUACAGCUUGCCCACAGGGAGCUGUGCCCCAGGGAGCAAAUUGAUUUGACAGUCAAAGGCUCUAUGCGGUGGUAGUUGGUCAGCUUCCCUUUCGCUGAAGACGUCGCGGAGAUCUGCGUAUUGUCGUGGUACCUUCACGUUCUCCUUCACUUCAGUCCCUGCUAGGGUGGCUUGGGCCCCUGCCAAAACCUUUCCCUCUUUGCAAUGUUCUAAGCAAUGUGCUGACCCAAAAGAAACCACUCUCUGAUGCCAGCCCACCAGCGGAUCAUGUAACGCUAGCCAGCUCAUCCCCAAUAUAAUGGGAGCUCCUCCCAAGGUGGCCACAUUAAAAGCUAUCAGUUCAGUGUGCCUUGCCACCUUCAUUAUCAUUGGGACGGUCUGCAAGCUGACUUCUCCUCCCAACAGCUCCCUGCCAUCGAUCGUGGUUACCUGCAGGGGGUUGCUUAAAGGGGCGUCUGUAUCUGGUGUUCAGCUGCAAACUCUUUGCUCAUGAAAUUGCAGGAGCUGCCUGAGUCCAACAGCGCCUUUAUCUUUAGAGGGUGUCCGUUUGGGAGCUCUAGUGUCACUUCUAUCACUAGGGCGGGUUUAGGAGGUUCUGGAGUGGGCACUUUCACUGCUCUUUGGCCUGGCUGCUGUGCCCCGACAAUGGCAGCCAGGCGUUGGCUUUUAGUUGCUCCGGUAUUUUUUCCUCUCUUCCCUCCACAGCUCCCACCAUCCCUUGCCAUUCCUUCCUCUGAGGGCAGACUCUGGCAAAGUGCCCUGGCUGUUGGCAGAGAUAGCAUUUCCGGGCGCCUUUUCCAUCCUUCUUUCCCCCCUCACUGGGCUUUGAAACUGCGCGCGCGCGCGCUGUUCCGAUUUCCAUCGGCUCUGCCGGCGGGACAGUUGGCUCUGGAAUGUCUGGAAUGCGGAACUCCUUCCAACGUUCCCCUUUCCCUUCCCGCCUCUCCAAUGCUCUCGCCUCCUGGCGCGCUCCUAUGGCCAGCGCUGAUUUGGUCAGCUGGUCCAUAGACUCCGCCCUGGGCGCCCGGGAAAGUUCAUCUUUCACAGCCGAAGAAAGCCCUUCUUCAAAGAGCAUUUGAAUGGGUUCCGCCGAUAAGUCCCACCCCAAUCUGUGUAUCAGCAUGGUGAACUCAGUCCAGUACUCACGUACAGAUCGGCUCCCCUGUUUGCAAGCCAUUAACUGUCUGCGCACCACUCCCUUUUCAAUAUCGCUGGAAAACAUCAGAUCCAUGGCGCGAAAGAACUUCAUCGUGUCUUUUAAGACGUCACUAUUCGCUGCCAUCAGGGGUCUAACCCAGUCUCUCGCCCCCUUUUCAAGAUGCCCAAUCACAAAAGCCACUCGUGAUUCCUCAUCAGGAAAUCAUCAAACUGCAGAUUGAGGGCAUAUUGCAUUUCUGUCCGAAAGCUAUGAUAGUCUUUGGGCUCCCCCAAAUUUUGCACCAAUCCUGGUACCUUUCUGGCGAGCUGGGUGGCUUUCUCCCUUUGUCUGCAUCUUGAGCCCUCCUCUCCUCCAGCCUCGCCGUCUGCAGCGCCAGCUGGACCUCUAACACCCGGUACCUUUCUUCCAGGCUUGGACCCGCUCCAGCCCCUGCUUCUCCGGUUCCUGCUGGGUUGCUCAUUAUUAUGCCGUCUCCUGCACAAGCUGCGUUCAAAGACUGUCGGAAUGCUGUGAUGGGAUUAUGAGCUGCUUGUGCGUAAAAUCGUAUUCCCUCAGAGUUUGUUCAAGUCCACAAACCUCUGUCUGUGACUGAGCCCCUCUGACAUGGCUCCUCUUAGUCACUAGAAGAUUCCGACAGUGGUUGCUUUCGUAAUCGCUUCCAACAUAAAAGCUCCUUAACGGAAACACGUCUUCUGGACUCUCUGCGUGACAGUUUCCGGCGAGGAGUGGGUGUCGCUACAGGAGGUCCGGAACCCUCACCACUGUUUUCGCUGGAAGUAUCUCUGAGCCAUCCCCCCAGCUCCCUUUCCCUCAGUUCAGCUUGUCUCCCCCUGCUGGUUUCCUCUUCCGCUGCUGAGUCUCUUCCAACCUGUCUGAGCCCUUUCACCUCCCUCAGUUCAGCUUCUCUCCCCUUGCUGGUUCCCUCUUCAGCUGCUGAAUCUCUUCCAACCUGUCUGAGUCCUUUCACCUCCCUUCCUUCCGAUGGCAGUUCCCUGACAAUAGUCUUUGAAUUUCUUCCAAUCUUCCUCCACCGACUCUUCUCCCUGGUCACGGAUUCUACCAGUCAUUUCCGCCAGUUCCAUAUAGUCCAUAAGUUUCAUCUGCCAUUCCUCCAGCGUGGGAAGUUCUUGUGUCUUCCAAUGUUUUGCGAUGAGUAUUCUUGCUGCUGUUGUUGCGUACAUAAAGAAAGUUCUAUCCUUUUUUAGCACCAUUUGGCCGACUAUGCCCAGGAGAAAGGCCUCUGGUUUCUUAGGAAAGGUAUACUUAAAUACCUUUUUUAAUUCAUUAUAUAUCAUUUCCCAGAAAGCCUUAAUCUUUGGGCACGUCCACCAAAGGUGAAAAAAUGUACAUUCAGUUUCUUUACAUUUCCAACAUUUGUUAUUGGGCAAGUGAUAAAUUUUUGCAAGCUUGACUGGGGUUAUGUACCACCUGUAUAUCAUUUUCAUAAUAUUCUCUCUUAAGGCAUUACAUGCCGUAAAUUUCAUACCUGUGGUCCACAACUGUUCCCAGUCAGCAAACAUAAUGUUAUGUCCAACAUCCUGUGCCCAUUUAAUCAUAGCCGAUUUUACCGUUUCAUCCUGAGUAUUCCAUUUCAGCAGCAAGUUAUACAUUCUUGACAAAUUCUUAGUUUUGGGUUCUAACAGUUCUGUUUCUAAUUUUGAUCUUUCCACCUGGAAGCCAAUUUUUCUGUCCAAUUUAAAUGCCUCCAUUAUCUGAUAAUAAUGAAGCCAGUCUCGCACUUGGUUUUUUAGUUUCUCAAAACUCUGCAAUUUCAGUCUAUCUCCGUCUUGUUCCAAAAUUUCCCAAUAUUUCGGCCAUUUGACCUCCAUAUUGACCUUUUCAAGGCUUUCGCUUCCAUUGGUGACAGCCACCUUGGGGUUUUGUUUUCGAGCAAAUCCUUAUAUCUUAUCCAAACAUUAAAUAGCGCUUUCCUGACAAGGUGGUUUCUAAAUGCUUUAUGUGCCUUGACCUUAUCGUACCACAAAUAUGCAUGCCAUCCAAAUACAUUAUUAAAACCUUCCAAGUCCAAAAUGUCAGUGUUUUCAAGAAGUAGCCAUUCUUUCAACCAGCAAAAAGCUGCUGAUUCAUAGUAAAGUUUAAGGUCUGGCAGGGCAAAUCCACCUCUUUCCUUUGCAUCCGUUAGUAUUUUAAAUUUUAUUCUGGGCUUCUUGCCCUGCCAGCCAAAUUUAGAAAUAUCUUUCUGCCACCUCUUGAAACAAUCCAUUUUGUCCACAAUCUGCAAAGUUUGGAACAAAAACAACAUUCUAGGCAAUACAUUCAUUUUUAUCGCAGCAAUACGGCCUAGCAGUGAAAGCUUCAAAUUUGACCAAAUUUCUAAAUCUUUUUUCACUUCGGACCAACAUUUUUCAUAGUUAUCUUUAAAUAGAUUCCCAUUUUUUGCUGUCAUGUUAAUCCCCAGGUAUUUAACUUUCUUAACCACUGUUAAACCUGUCUCAUUCUGAAACCUCUCUCUUUCAAACAGUGUUAGAUUUUUCUCUAAAACCUUGGUUUUUGACUUGUUCAAUUUAAAUCCUGCCACUUGACCAAAUUCCUGAAUCAGUUCUAAAACCCUUUUAGUACUAGAUUCUGGCUCCUGUAACGUCAAUACUAAGUCAUCUGCAAACGCUCUCAAUUUGUACUGUUUCAUUCCGACCUGUAUACCUUUAACCGACUGGUCCCUUCUAAUCAUAUUCAGCAAAACCUCCAGAACCGAAAUAAAAAGAAGUGGGGAAAUAGGGCAACCUUGUCGUGUCCCUUUUUCAAUUUUUAGUUCUUCCGUCACAACAUUAUUUACAAUUAAUUUAGCUUUUUGUUGCAAUAUGUUUGAGGUUAAACAUUUCUGAGCCAUCUUGACUAGUCCAAAAAAAGAAAGAAAGAAAAGGGGAAGACUUUUUAGGGCUUCCUAGCAAAAGAAAGAAAACACAUUUAAAACCCUUGCUUUCUGGCCUCCUACAAGGAUGAAAAGAAAGGAAAUUCACAGUAAGUCCAACUUCCCAUUUAUACAGUCUGGGGAUUUGACAUUUUCCACAAGGGAAGUGCAUAUAUUUGUUGCAUUGCUUAUUGCACUUUGCUUUAUCUCUUUAUUUAGUGUUCUGUGUCAGCAGCAGGCAAAUGCUUACAGAGCAAAUAAAUAAUGGUUGUGGGGAGGUAGAUAAAGGAAGACCAGCUUCAGUCCACAGAUGGCCUCCAGCUAAAGGUGACAAACUAACAGAGACUAGAGAGAAGACAGCAGCUAGGCAGAAAAUUGAAAGUGACCUUGCUGCUUGCUUCCCAGUGGAAAGUGAAAGGUUAUUAGGCUGUGGUGUGAAGGUGAGGGAAAGGGCUUUGUGUAGUUGCUAUUCUUUUCCUUCCUUUAGGUAAGAGAGUAUUUGGAGUUAUCUCCUGAAAAGACUAUAAUAGUUAUGAAAUCCAUAUUGCCCUUUUUCACACAGAUCUCUUCUCCCCCCGCCCCCUCCAAUUCUGGGUGAUAUGCCAAGUUCUAAUGGGCUUUCUGUUAAAUGAAAGAGGCUCAGCCAAAAGAGAGUUGCAACUGUGUGGCUUGCUUUUCUUCCUUUGCACAGCUUCAGAUUCCAUCUUCAGCUAUCACGUGGAGGAAAUCAGCUACGGAAAACUGCAGAAACUGUCUGCCUUCCUAGAAAUUAGUACAAACACUGCACCUGCAAAUAAGAGGCUGACCAAAGUUAUUGUAAGGUGUAUCAGUAGGUUCUUGGUCGUUUGCGGUUUCUUCAUUUUCUGUUUUCUGACACUUGGUUCCUAUAGCUAGACAGCAGUAUAUUUAGAAUACUGAGUGCAGUGAUGACUGGGAAAGAGAGUUAGCUGGAAGUCCCACAUAUUCAAGGCACGUGCCCUGCAGCACGUGAUUAACCCUGACACCUGCAAAACAUUCUCCUUUUUUACGAGGGUGCCUGCCAAUUGGUAGAUGUAGAUAGACCAUGCAGCCCUUGGAAGGUUAAAUAACAGGCAGGGCAAAGUGCCCAGCUUGGCUUCUGUGUCCUGAUUUUGUCCAGCUCACCUACCACAUCUGCCCAUAGGAAGCAAUGAGUAGUGCAAUGCGGGUGAACCAGUGAAUGAUCCAUGCCAUGGGACAACUGAAUUUCUACCUAGCAUGGCAGGAACUGUAUAUGAAACGCUGAGGAUGAGAAACAAGGUGACAGGAAGAUGGAACAGGAUUGCAAAGGACAUGUGGGGAUGGGGGUAGAUGCAAAGCACAAGCAGUGAGGAGACUCCCUAAAUGCUAGGAAAUCUGUUCACCAGUGAGAAUGGAUAAAUGCACCCGGGAGACCAGUGCUUAGACAUACAAAGGCAGAUGUGGCAUUUAUCCAGAAAAUGUCACAUUAGCUUAUCUGAAACUCCCUGUUUCAGGUGUAAAAGCAUUGCAUGCCCCUUCCUAUCCAGCUAACGAAAGGACUUGAUGAAAUAUUAAAUACUGUUCUCUUGCAGGAAACACAUGGCAUAUAGAAGGAAAGAGCCAAUUGUGCACACAUGUGAACUAAAAGACCCAUGAGUAACCUGCUUCUUCAUUGUCUGAAUACACUGCUUUGAAACUUUGAUGAUUAAGCUGUUAAAAAAUAGCUGCAAGAAAUAAACAAGACUUUUAUAUUAUUAAGAAAUUUGUAUACCACCCUUUGCCAAAAGGUCACAGGGUAGUUUUCAACCUAAUAACACAAGAACUUCAAAUAAUUAUUUAAAUAAAACUCAUAAUAAAAACAGCAGUGGCAUGUUUUUGACCGCCACUGCUCCCCUCACCCAAAAGCCUGCUAGGAAAGUAGGCCAUGGUAAUGGUGGUGGUGGCACACCUAACAGGCAUUUGCAUCACCAUCACUCUGACUAAAACGUGUAACAAGACAUGGGUUAUGGCAAGUUUGGCUCUUCUGGAAAUGGGCAGAAAAUGGACUGGUCUUGAGCAGUGGCUGUUGAUUCCAAGUAACUCAGGUGAAGGGAACUUAAAGCAGAUUUGCUCAGUGUGCCCUACAGUUGACAUACUGUUGUGUGGCUUCUGUCACUCAGACUUUACCAAGGCAAGGCAACUCUCUUAGGAAUAGUCUGGCAAUUGGAAUGUUGUUGCUGGGGAUGCUUGUGCUGCUUUUGUGUAUAUCUGGCUGCCCAGAUGUAGCGUCCUUGCUGAAGGUAGUGUAUAAUAAACCCCUGAGCGGGCAGGCAUAUAGAGUCCCCAUCCACAAACUGACACUUGUCAUAUGAGGGAUAAUUGGUAGGGGAAAGGCUUGAGGACAAGGUGGCUUGCUUGUGGAUGCUUGAGGCACAUCAUUUCAUGCUGACCCCUGGGAAACCUGGAAAGGUGAUGGAAAACUGGUUCUCUUUAGAAGGUGCUAUAAUGUAUAUUUUUAAAAGAAGAAGAAGAAGUUGUUUGCCAGUAUUUGAAGAGAUGUACUAGGAAAAGGAAAGGAUUUCAGAUACAAAUGGAAAUUAAAAGCACAGCAAGUUCUUGGGCCUCGUAUCUGUUUUAAGUCAUUCUGCAAAGACCAUAGCACUUGUGUGGUCUCAGUAUGGGGUGGGACAAACACUAUAUGGAAGAAGGAAAAGCCCACACAUACAGACAAGGCAAACUGAACGAAGGAAUCUUUCCUGCCCUGUUGUAUCACAAUAGAAAUCAAAACGCUUAAGUACCGUAAGUUUGCUUUCCACAGGUAACAUGCGCAAAGUUGAAUGGUAGUGGGAAAUGUUCAUUUUCCUUCAGACACAGUGCAUUGUAUCAAACAAAAUUCUACUCUGAGUAGGUCUAAUUUAGUGGACCAAAUUUAGUCAUGUCCAUUCAUUUCAGUGGGUCUUAGAACUUAGUUGGCUACACCCAAUAUAUGCUUCUCAUAAUGUCCUGGAGAGCUGGUUGUUCGUUGCUUCUUAUUUGCUCUUAUGCGCAUUAUUCCUGGCUCGUGCCUUGUAUGAGCCCCAUGCCAAUUCAGCACUGCAAAGGCCAUGCAUGGAUUAAACAGGAUUUGUUAGUUUUAUCUAAAUACUGACUUACUAAUAAAAGCAUUAAAACCCCAAACCACCUGCUCUUUACUCCUUUUUGAAAUUUGAGCCAUCCACCAGUUUUGCUAAGAAGUUAAAUUUGUACACAGGAAACUGGGUUCUCUGAAAUUGCCGCAGUGUUGCUAUAUAUAAAAAAUUAUCUCUGUUCUGAACAGCUAUUUAAAGAAUUGACAUCAGUACAGACAGACCAAAAAAAGCAAGUGCUUUUGUCAUUGGCAGGUGAUAACAUGAGAAGAAGCCAGAAGCAUGCCCAUUUUUUCAGUUUGGCUACUGCGGGAUUAGUUUAUCAGUCUUUACCAUCUACACAUAUACACACAUCCCUCUGUAUUCUCCAUCUAGGCAAGCAAGAGGCACUAUCAGAAUUCAGUGACACAUUCCACCCAGACAAAAUCACUUGGUGUGAAGUGUGACCAUUGGCAAGUUCUGAGGGCCAGAUAGAGGGGGUCUGAAGGACUGCAUGUGGCUCCUAGUCUUGAGGUUUCCCACCCCUGCUCUGAAGAGCUGUGUGGAUCUGGCAUAAGGUGCUAAAUACCUAUGCUUAAUUUCAUGGGAAGAGUUUCCCCCACAAAUCUGACUAUUCUUGCAAGUGCUGGGCCAGGCCAAGCAAUUUGAUCUAUGAGAUUAUGGACCAUAAAAAUUGCCCUGCAGGCUCAGAUCAGAUGUCCAUCCAGCUGUGCAUUGUGUAUUUUAUUUGUAACCAGUUAGAUGCUUGGUGGAAGCUCACAAAGAGGGUGACAUGGUGAGAGCAUUCUCUCUUGAUGUGGAGGUUGCACUUUGGCUGUCAUAUCUUGACACCAUUAGAAGCCUUCCCCUUUGUACAUGCAUAUUUUUGUAAAAGCACUUCAUUGUAACAUCCUUCAGGGUAUGUUCAGUAAAUUGAGGCUGUUUCCUAAGCCUGUGAAGCCCUAUUCCUUAAUCUCAGGAUAUGCAUGCUUUCCUGCUUUCCAUUGCACAAAUUGGUGUUGAAGAAAUAUGGUGAAUGAAGCAGGAUGCAUUUAAUGGAUCAAAUAUGUCACCUUGCAGUAUCCUAGGGAAUUGGGAGCCACAGAUAUGCAGGUGAACUUCAUUGUUCACUUGGUAUUAAAGUGUGGAAUUAAUCUCUUUAGUUACUGGAGUACUCCCUGUUCUACUUCAAGUACUGGGUACUGUCUUCAGAGAUUGGAGGAUGGUAGGAACUGGUCAUGUUUGAGUACUUGAUUAUCCAAAGCAGCUACUCUAUUCUGAACUUAAAAAUGAGAAGCAUAAUGCUGGUGGUCAACAAAAGAGGUAAGGCAAAUCUUUAAAAAUGUAGUAUAAACACUGACAAUUGGGAAACACUGGCUUGCUAGUGCUCUAGCUGGAGAACAGCCUUUACCAAAGGUGUCAUGGACUUUGAAGAUGCUCAAACUGAGGACAAAAGGGAGAAACAUGCUAAGAGGAAGGCACGCUUGGCAAAACUUCACCAUGAUCAACUCCCACCCAGAAACAUGUGUCCCCACUGUGGAAGGAUGUGUGGAUCCAAAAUUGGCCUCCACAGUCACUUACGGACUCACUGUUAAGACCAUGUUCAUGGAAGACAAUCUUACUCGGCUACGAGUGAUCGCCAAAGAAGAAGAUUACAUUGGUUGACAGAGGUGCAAGCACACAUCCUCUGAAACAAGAUGCAUUGUGAGGGCGACUCUACAUAAUAAUCAAUUUCUUAUCCUGACUUUUGCUGGACUGUGUAUUUUUAGUGCUCUUCUCACAGCAGUUUGCAAAUAGUUUAGCUUUGAGUUCAGCAUUCCUUUCUACACAUUUCAAGCCCUGAGUACCCAGCAAAGGAACCGUUUCAGUACAGUGGUAUCUCAGGUUACAUACGCUUCAGGUUACAGACUCCGCUAACCCAGAAGUAGUGCUUCAGGUUAAGAACUUUGCUUCAAGAUGAGAACAGAAAUCGGUCUCCGGCGGCGCGGCAGCAGCAGGAGGCCCCAUUAGCUAAAGUGGUGCUUCAGGUUAAGAACAGUUUCAGGUUAAAUACAGACCUCCAGAACGAAUUAAGUACUUAACCUGAGGUACCACUGUACUUUGAAAUGUUCUUAAUUUGGUGGCUGAAGGACAGAGCCACAGAUAAAUGACAAGAGUAAAAUGUUUGAGAGAAAGGCUUCAGAACAAGGGUGGGGGAGGGAGUUGAGCUUGAAGCUCUGAUUCCUCCAAAGGUGAAAGAGGGAAGACAUUAAUGGUCUUCAUUAUGGGCUAGUCAGAAGCCUAGUUUGACUGCAGGAGGGAGCCUUCCUUUAGGUUGUAGUUUUGAGCAACUGCAGUUUGGAGAAUGAAACCGGCUGAGGCCAUUACUGGAAAAUGAAGGUGGCUUAGAUUCUGCUGGGGCUGGCUUUCAUCUAUGUUGGAGAUACACAGGUGAACUAUGUCUCUCACUGCCUAUAAAGAUCCCUUUCCACAUAAGGAGAGCUAGUUAAUAUGUGUGCGCUCUUUCUGGUCUAGUUACGUUUGCUGUAGCUGGGAGUGAUGGCUUCUGUGAACUCAGGUGGAAAUGUCCACUGGGCUUGGGUGGCAUCGGCUACUAUCCCGUUGAACAUGGGGUGGGAAGUACAUUCCUGGAGGUGCUGUAUGUGUGAUAUUGCUUGCAUUGGCCACCGACCCCAGUGAACAACCGGAGGUCUGAGGUGAUUCAGUAGAGCAAGUCUCUUCAUCUUGCCUCUUCCACAAAUGUGCCCUAUCAAAAGGUGGGCCACCCAAGACCAACUCUUGCUUCUGCUUAGGUAUACAAAAUAUGAAUUUGUUAGGCUGUCUACAAAGGGAAAGAGAGGAUUUUGGUGCAGAAAACAGUUUGGGGUAAGGAAAUAAGAGCUAGCUCGGUUGUUUGGAUAGGUUCUGAGUGAUGCUGUCUGAUUGUGCAGGCGUGUUAAGACUUCAGUGGAAAGGCAGCUGAGAUGAACCUUAAGCAUGGAGGGUCAGCAGUACCAACCCCACAGUGGCAUUCUCAUUUCCUGUCCCUCAGGGUCCCUUCCCAGCAUGCCGAUUUCACAGCCUGGUGCUUGCUUUUGCAGGAUGACCUAAUUCCUUUGUAGUGAAGAGGCUGCAUCCCCUGAAAGACCAAGCUGUAAGCUGCUCUGCAAAUAGCUCCAUUAUUCUGGCAGCUGGUGUAGGCAGCUAUCAAUUCCUGCACGGCAGAAGAUGGCAUAUUAAAUAUUUACCAUACAGAAAUGACGCAACUGGCAACAAACAAAGGAUCUAUUAGGGGGUUGGGAAUUUGCUCUGGGGUUUGGGAGAGCAACUUCCUCUCGUUUAAAAAGUGUUUGCACUGCAGUUGUGAGCAACUCUGUGUUCUCAAAAAAAAGCGCAACAUUUAUCUGGUUUUUACCUUCUCAGAGUGGCUUGAAAACAGUGAGACUUGUAAAAAUUCAGUUCUGGAAAAGCUGAUUAACUGCACCUAAAAGGCAGCCUGGACCUUGGCCACUAGCAGCUCACACUCUUUGCCUUGAGAGGGUUCAUUGCUUAAUGGCCAUGAUGGCCUCAGGGCAUGAGUAGCUGUGGGUUACUGGCACAUUGUCUAGAUGGCUGCAAAUUAGAAGUUUGUCAUACUCAGGAUACACGCAAAGGCUUAAGCUGUGGCUCAGGGUAGUUGUGUCCAUUGGGAAUAGUGAUUGGACUUGCUUUCCUUACCGCUUCAUGUAAUGUUGAAAGGAUUUUAUUUUUUUCUCUUUUGACUCCGUAUAUUGGUGUUUUGUGGUUAACGUGACUGCUUGGAACAGGUGUCGCUGCAGCCAACUUGAUAAUUGCACACAGACAAUUUAUAGGCCGUGUGUGAGGGGUGCAUAAGACAAAUCUUUCUCUUUCUUUCCUUGUGGCAUCUGAAUGUUUCCUUUAUGUUUUAGAGGAUUGGCUGGUGAGGAUCAUAGUAUGCGUUCUUAAGCUAACAGUUCUAAAUUUAGCCACCUUGGUUUUUUCCAAUCUGCCCACAGCCCAGAUCCAUGAUGUUGCCUGCCACAUGGAGCCCAAACUGGCACUGCUUCUGCCAAAACUGGCACUGCUUCUGCCAAAAUCCAUGAUGUUGCCUGCCACAUGGAGCCAAAACUGGCAAUACUUCUGCCAAAAAUUGUGUUGGGCUGCUGGGAAUUUGAAAAACAUAUGGCUCUGAAUCAUAUGGGAAAUGUCUUUGUCCAAGAUAGUGGGACUGUUAAACCUUGGCCCUUGUCAGAGGAUCUCCCUCCUUAAGAAGCUGUUCAUACCCUUGGAGGUAAGAGUGGAUGGUGGGAGCUAUCCAGUGGAGUCUUUCUGUGACAUUGGCCUACCAGAAGUCACUUGUACCACAGCAAGUCCUAUAGGAGGCUUCACUGAUGGAAUCCUUUGCUCUUUCAUAAUUAGACUUUGUUAAGGACUUUUUCCCUCCCUUGAACAUGGUACAGAACAUGGUACUUCUUUUCUGAAUGGCUGUUAAUGGGUCGUGAUGAUUUGAGUAAGCCCCUGUGCAGGUGUUACAAUCAUCUUCUCUUCCAUCCACAAACUUCCUCUUAUUUAUUUGUGCCAUUCUGCUUUUCACCAGUAGAAGGCAAUAAGUGAUUGCUGCUGAUGAUCCCAGGUUGAGGAGGGCCAGAUAAUCCUGAACUCUGGGGUUUUCUGGAAUGGCAACAGAACAUAACUGAAUUUAGGCUCAAAAGUAGUAAGUUGGGAGCAACUGGUAAUCCUGAAACUCAUGAAGACACAUAGGAUGCCAUUUGCGGGGGGUGGGGGGCAAGGAAAGCUCCUGGUGGGCUUGGUAUGAAACCUAUUCCUUACACUGUCCAACUUCCCCAGCUACUGUGUUCAUAUUAGUUUAGAUUUCCUUUUUUUGCUGUACUGUCCAGAAGGGCUCCUAGCGCUUGUAUGGAAGCUGUGCUUCUUGAAAGCAGAAAUGAGCGCUAGGGAAGGGGAAUCAUGCAAAUCGAACAUGUAAAUACUAUUAAAUGAUAACUAGUUUGUUAUUAAAUAAAGUGGAUAUGAGUGCAUAUUAGCCCAUCCUUGUAUUUAAUUCCUUGCAUGGCAGCCACAGGCAACAAGGAAUUGCAUUCAGGCUGGCUGAGGAAGGAGGGACCCAGCAUAGAAACCCAAAAUAUUCACAGUGCGCACUGAAGAGGAAUAGUUGUUUUUCAGGGAUUCACUGGUGACUUAUGAUUUACAUCUUCAGGGUGAAGCCUCUGUCUAGAGUCUUUGGGGGGUUCCAGAAGCAAGCCUAGCAGAGUCCCUUCUGGAUUUCCACUGCUGUUUGAGAGUAAAUAUUGAUCAGGCUCACUCUGAAAACAGCUUUGUCAAACACCUGUGCUCUGCAGAGUGCUGUUGGGUUAGCUGCCCUGGGAGAGGUGGUUGUUGUGGCAUCACCCUAGAUAAGUGCUUCACAAACAUUUUGAAGUGGAACCUACCUGCAAACUUACUGAACCUUUCAGGACCCACUUGUAAACCAUCAACGCCUUUCAUCAAUGCCUUUCAAGCCUUCUACAAACCUUCUUUUAAAAGGGUCUCAACAGUAAUGGUGUGCUAGUGGUCAAAGCCCCUGGAACAAAAGCCCCUCAUUAUGCAACCCACCCAGGAAGAUGUUGGGACUUUCACAUUAAGAAGCACUGCCCUGGACUCCCAGCACAACUGAUGGGAAGAUAGUAUGUUAACCUACUUCUACACAGAUGCAUCCUAAUUCACAGUAAUCCGUUCCUCAUACCAAGUUGUGUUGGCUUGUUAUCCUGCCAGAGAGGUUGUGUUCGGAGACUCCUAUCAGCAGUUGUGCAAUUAAACUGCUGUCCAGCUGAAUACAGACCACUGUCGAUGUACAGAAGCCUGCCAGGGAUUACUAACCUGCCUGAGAUGAACAAUGCGGGGGGGGGGGGGUUAGCACCAGUUUUUGCCGCUGAUAACAAAAUGUCCCUUCACUGGCCUUUCACAGCAGUUUUGGGGGUUUUCAACCUCUGGAUUCAUGUGUUUGUGGCAUGCUCAGACUUGUGUGGUUUUAAGCAGCUGUUCUUUCAGAAUGGUGUUAGUCUUCUGCAACAGUAGCCCUGUAGCGCGGAGCACUUCUGUUCAGAGUUCCAGAGAAUCCAUACUCCUCCCUCAAACUUGGUUUCCCCUUUUUUUUUCACCUCCUAGUGGUCAGCCAGCCAUCCGUCUCCACUGAGCAUGUCUAGCCCUCAUUGAGCACCUUUUGUUUUUCCUCACCCUACCUUGGUCUCCGUUUUGGAUGGGGGUGAACAACACUCUUGCGCCCAGUCCUGUCUACAUUGAAAUAUUUCAUUUCUCUGUUGUUUUCUGUGUGCAGCUCACUUCCCUGGGUACAUGUUAUAGUAGUUUUUUUAGUAUGAUUCAGAAAAGGACCUGUUCAGACAAUGUGAUAGUUGUUUCUGCGAUUUUUAGAUGUCUGUGCCUCUUCCUCUCUUUCCAGCAACGCCCUUCCAUUCCCCCUCCCACCUGGCUGUCAGUUUUCUUUCCCACUCAGCCAGUCAACAUUCCAUGCUGUUUAAUUCUUAUUGGACUGUACCUGAGGUUUUCCUUCUUAGAGUUUUUAUCCCUACAAGGGUUUCUGAGUAACUGCCAAUCUUCAGUUUGCCAAUCCUUCCCUUUUGUGUGUUCUGGGGUGCCAUUUUUGUCUACAGCACAACAUAGACUUGAAUCAGAAAUUGAAGAUCCAUUUUUGAUGGUGCUAAUGCUGAUCAAGUUUGCAAACAAUUCUCUGUCUGCUGGUCGCCACUCAUUUAGUGAUCUCUCAAGGAUGGAAGAAUGCAUCUUGUUACUCUUUGGACCUGUGGUUUUUAAAAGUCAUGUUUAUUGCCAUCUCUGAAAAACUGGCUCAUAAGUUACGUUCUGCCAGGGGCAAUGUAGACCCCUCUAACUUUGCUUCUGUUUGGGAGCUGUUUGUGAUUUAUAUGAUCAAACAAUCUCAUGGCUGGCACAAUCCUGCUAAAUAUGAUUUUAUUUGGCAACAUGUAUGAAUUCUUGACAUAUUUUGCAUUAAUAUGAUCCCUGUUUCCAACCAAGGAAUAUAUUUUGUGCUAUUCAGGCUUUUUAAGUUUUAUUUCUUAUUAGCUUGUAUUUUUACUCUUGCCUUUAUGAUGGUUUCUGUUAUGUAUUUUAGGUUGGUGUCUUGUUUGUCAUACUGUAUUUGAAAAUCUCAUUAAAAAUUUAUGUAAAAGAAACAAAAUAGAGCUAAUGAUGUACUUGGAGAGGAUCCAUAUUGGGUAAAUAUACCAGUACUGAGAAGCAAAGGGCGUGACUGCAUGUUUCUUCCAUAAGCUGCUGUCCGAUGACUUCCUGUUUUUGUUAUUUGUAAGCAGAACUGUGCCCCUUCUGUACAUUUUGGACUAGGUAGUUUUAAAUCUAAGAAAAAGGUUGGAUGACAGGAAGGGGGUGCUACAGCCACUGGUAAGAGGAGGGAGGUUGCUCUUGGCAAUUCAGUGCUUGGAUGCUGUCAAAUGGGCAGCCGCAGAGGUUGCAAGAACAAAGUUUCCUUUAUAAGCUGAUCUCUGCCUCUUGCUUCCUCAGAUGACCUAGUGCUCCUUCAGAACAUCUCCUCCUCGCCAGCUGAGAGGAGGUCUGCUUUUUCCUUACUCAAGGUGUGUCCUGAGAAAAAAAUGCAACACAGAGGCGUCUGUAGAGAAAAGUUGGGCAGCCUCCAGCUUUGCUUCCUUCAUUUGUGCAAAGAUUUAUGACAGAUAAAACAUGUCAAGUGUAGUCUUUCUGAAAAAUGGUAAAGGAAAAGCUUCAGCUGUGAAGUUUGGAGUAUGCAAAACUUAUGCUCUGCACACUCAACAGAGAGAGGCGAGGAAGUUUUCUGUUGUGCUGUGCACACAUGCAAUAUCCUAUUUGAAGCUUCCUUGAGCUUUGGCUGUGUGAAUCUGCUUGGCAAAAGCCCACCCUUCUUUAUUGUCCAUCUCUUCAUUGGUCUUUCCCAAGGGGAGCAGUCAGGAGUGAAAUGAGCUGGCCUUCUGAAAGAGGCUCACUAAUGAUGGGGAAGGUCAAAACCCUUGCCAUGUGGCAGCUUCCCAAGAAACCUGCACAGGAUCAUGGAAGGGCAGGGGGCCUACAGCAUGCUUGGGUGUGCAUCCAAGCAGUGACUACUUUUUUUGCUACUGUAUCAGAAUUUUUAUGUUCUGUAUAAAUAUCUCAAAACUUUUAAACUUGCCAAAUACAGUUAAGUUCAAUGUCAGUUUAACUGAAGUGUUUGAUUGGAAAUUGGAAAUGUCACAUUUAGUUCUAGAUCCAGUGUGGUGCAGUGGUCAAAGACCAGGGUUGAAGUCACCGCUGGGCCAUGAAGCUGACUGGGUGACCUUGGGCCAGUCACUGUCUUCUUUUGGCCUAACCUACCUCACAGAGUUGUUGUGGACUUUAAUUGAGGAGGGGGAGGACCAGCUUGAGCUCCUUGGACAAAAGGGCAGGACAUAAACACAAUAAAUAAUGAUUCAUAACAAUAAAUUGAAUAUAGCACACUUACAGUGCAAUGUAAUGCAUGUUUACUCAGAAAUGCAUUUCCUUAGUACAGUGGUACCUUGGGUUACAUACGCUUCAGGUUACAUACGCUUCAGGUUACAGACUCCGCUAACCCAGAAAUAGUACCUUGGGUUAAGAACUUUGCUUUAGGAUGAAAACAGAAAUCGUGCUCUGGCAGCGCAGCAGCAGCAGAAGGCCCCAUUAGCUAAAGUGGUGCUUCAGGUUCAGAACAGUUUCAGGUUAAGAACAGACCCCCGGAACGAAUUAAGUACUUAACCCGAGGUACCACUGUAAAUGUCUUUAGCAAUGGUGUCAUUCCAUGUCAAGUGAUUCAGGGACUUUUAUCUUACCAUUUUAUAUUGCUUUCCGUUUCAGUUUCCUAAAAGUAGUAUAAUAGAAGGUCUCAUAUCUUAGUUUUAAAUUUUUUAUCUCCCAUUUUUGAGUUAUGAGGGUUUUAAAAAAAAAUUUUAAAUGUCAAUUUUGGUCUUGCCAGACUACACAAAGACCUAAACACAGCCCAGAAUUGAGAUAUUCCAAAACUAAAAAUACCAAUCUCUUCAUAACUUCAUGAGCUUUAAUAUGAUAUGGCACAUGAUGGACUUUUAGAUUAAAACUUUUAGAUUAGAUUUGUUCUGAUCAUUUAACAAGUGUACAAAAUUUUAAGAAAAUUGGAUGACAUGUAGUAAAACAAAUCAUCAAAAAUUGUACCACUUGAUAUGGAAUGACCCAUUGCAGCCUUAAAUUGUUACAUGCAAAAAUAUUCAAAGCUUUACUUAAAAAUUAUUUUUAUUGCAAUUCUUGUGCUGUAUAUGAUUCUACCAUUCAUUGUCAGCCUUCUUCAAACUGGUGCCCUCCAGAUGUUUCAGAUUACAACUCCCAUCAGCCUCAGCCAGCUCUGCUUUGGGUGGGAAUGGGUUUAGGAAAUUACUAGUUCAAAUUGCAUUCAUUCCACCCUUGCUUCAGUUUCCUGUGAAUUUGUUUUCGUUGUUUCUCAGACAUGUUAUAUGUUGCUAACCCUGAGUAAUGGUCAGUGAGGCCCUGCCUCAAGAUCUAUGCAUGCACAGUGUUGUUAGGAGGUUUUUAUGCUGCAUAUGUUGUGACAUAUUUUAAUGAAAUAUUGUAUCCCACUGUGAGAACCUUCAGGUUGAAGGUGGGUUAUAAAUAGCACUAUAAAUAGCCCAGUAAGCUGUGACAUGCACCUUCUUCAGGAAAGUCGAGAAAUAUUCCUGAUUCCAGAACUGGAACUCCUUGGCCUCCCUUCCUGUGAAGAAUUGCUUCUGCCUAGCUGCAUUGCCCAGCUGAAAUCUGCAUGAAUCAGCUAACAGAGGAAGCACUAUCCUGAGGCCAUGUUGCUUAUUUCUUAGAAAUGCAGUCCCUGUUUGUUCUCAAUAAGCACAUCGUCCUCCAAAGAGCACUCAGUAUAUUGCCAUGGCUUCCUAGUGAUGUGUGUACUCUCCUUGGCCUGGGUGCCCCAGUCCAGCCUGUUGCCUCUAGCAGUAUCCUGUGCUUCCGGAGACAGCUAAGCUCCCCUUAAGUUUCAGGGAUUUCAUGAAUAUUAAUAAAGACAUUUGCUCUAAUCCUAUUAGGGAAGGAAGAGGAAUGGCAACAAAUUGAUCUCAGAGGGACAGAAUGGUGAAUUCAUGCUAAGCUCUUGUCCCAGAUGGGGAGGGAUGCCAAAUUAAUAUGCCAUCCUGUAAUGAUGCAUUGUGAAAUGUAAAGGCUCAUCAUGUCAGCUCCCAUAGGCACACCCCCAAAGACAGUAAAAAAUGCAGUCAGCUAUGUUGAUCUGUUAUUUAUUUUAUAUUACACACCAACAGCAUUACACAGCAUAAUACACAAUGUGCUUGGAUCAACUGACAGUGAUCAAAUAGUAAACUGGCAAAGUAGUAGUUAGCAUGUUGGGUGUUGGCUGGGAAGCACCGGAUUCACAGCCCUGAUUAGCUAGCUUUGGACCAGGCUCUGAGUCCACACAUGUUCCAGGCCAAACCCUGGCAAGGUCCCUAAACAGCCUCCCUUCCACCAAUACAGCAGCCUCUUGUGCAUUCACGCAAGUCCUCUAACCACCCUGCGGUAGCUGGAAGGGCACAUACUUCCACCCACCCACUUCCCUUUUCUGAUAGCGGGCCUCAAAUCUGUUUCAGAUGCCUCUAGCCCACAUCUCCCAUAUUGUGUAUCAACUAGGAAUGUGCUUGCAGGUUGGCUGGAAAAACAUAUCCAAACAUCUCAGGCCUUCUUUCCUCAUAGCUAAGUAACCACAUUUGUACUCUGAAGCCAUUUUUGAGGCUAGCUUGAGUUCUAGAAUCUCGUUUUGUUGCAGAAAGCAUUGGACCAGUGCCUGGCGCCAAAGAAAGUGUGUUGCAAGGAGCACUAACUAGACCAGCCAUCUCCUGCUAGUGGAAUGGAAGGUUUCAGAAUAAAUCUUCCUGGCUGCCCUACUUAACACAAAUCACUGGCUCACACCAUGACCCCACCCCCACCUCCCCAUGUCUCUUGCUUGACUCUCUGUAUCAACCAAUCCAGAGGGGGAAACUGGUGCUCUGCUUAUAAAUCUGAAGCAGUGAAAUGGUGUGGAGGAAGAGGAGUACCAGCAUCUGCCUACGAUUUCUUUGCUUUCUGUUGCCUCUUCACUUAAUAUUUUCCAAAGAAAUUGUCCAAGCGAGCAUCUGGAUUAGGCAUUGCCGUCUUUGCAAUGAUCCUGUGCAAAGCUUGCCUCGUGGCUGCUUGACAAGAACAGGCUGGGCAAACGGAGACUAAAAAUAGUCAGAUCAAUAAUUACAGCAUGAGACCUCUGCCUCCAUUUCUCCUUCCUUGGGGAAAAAAAAGAGGCAAUAUGUAUAUUUCACAGAGCAAGUGAGGCAGAUUCCUGUAAUGCUCUCCUAACCUAAGACUGGGCUCAUUGCCCACACUCCCUGGCACAGAGAGAAGGGCGCCCAGUGCUCUUCAUCCUGGGUUGAACAAAUUGAUUCUAGGCCCCAGUGAUUUACCCCUUUCAGGUAUUUUCAGCAGUACAUAUCGCAAUCUGCCUCCAAACCCAAGAUUCCACUGUUGUGCACAUCUGUAAAGCAAGUGAAACUCUCUGCUAGGCCCCAUUAUUGCCAUAGAGGGUUUUUUUUUGGGGGGGGGGAAGGCUUGUAGGCUUUGUAGUCCAACCCGCUGCAUGAUGCAGGAAGCUGCCUAGCCUCUACUUCCAUGUGAACACUCUUAAAGUACCGGUAUUUGAAGAGUGCUAUCAUAUUCUGCCCCCGCCCCCAUCUUCUCCAGGAUAAACAUUACCAGUCCCUUAAUUGCAGACAGCAUCAUCCUUCAACUUAUUGUUUAUGUGGACAGCACCAUCAGUGUCUAAAAGUGGUUAUUGUGAAAAUGGGAUGUGGGGGAAAGAGCUAUACAUGCUCUGGUCACAUCCAGACUACUGCAAUGUGCUUAGAAUGGGACUACCAGCUUGUCUGCAUCUCUAUUGGAAUUGUUUUCAUAUAAAUUGUUUUAUCACUUGUGGGUUUGCCAUGCUGAGCUCUUUUGGAAUGAAGGGCAGGAUAUAAAUAUUAGUAAUAGUAAUAAAUAACAUCAUCAACAUCAAGUGGUACAGAAUGCAGCAGACUAGUUGCUUGUGGGGGCCAGACAAUUGGAGCAUAUAACAUGAACUGUGUAUUGGCAGUGCAGGUUGACCAUUUGCUUCAAAGCUCAGUUUAAUGUUCUAGAUAUUUUAAUCUCCUCAGUGCUGCUCAAUCAGGUUAUUUUCAGGGUCACCUACAUCUGUAUCAAACCUGCCUUAAGAUCAGCCUCGAAGGUCCUGCUGGUGGGCUUGCCAUCAGGAACUGUUGGAUCGAUGGGUGUUAGAUGGUGGAUCCUUGCUUUUGUCACCCUUUCCCUCAGUAGGUGCAUGUGACCUGACACUGAUGACUUUUAAAUGGGCCCAGAAUACCAUUUUGUCCUAAGCUGGUUUUACUUGAUUCCUUGGCAGUUUUGCAUUUAACAGCUGCUUUUCAAAAACUAUUUAAUGGUUUUCUGCUUGUUUUCCUAUUUUUUAUACUGAUACUGCUUUACUACUGCUUUUAAAAACAUCUCUAGAUGUCUGAUAUAUUGUGGUUUUAUGGUUUACAAUUAGGCUAUGAAUUAAUUUUUAUGUUUUUAAUGUGUUGUGAGCUGCCUUGGGAAGGUUAAUCCCCCCCCAAAAAGGUGACCUUUAAGUAUCAGAAUGAAUUGAGAGACUGCAUAUUGUGAGCUGAGAUGCAGAAGCCAAGGAUUAUUCUGAUGGUGUUCCUGCUUGGCAGGGGGUUGGACUCGAUAGCCCUUGUGGUCUCUUCCAACUCUAUGAUUCUAUGAUUCUAUGAUUCUAUGAUUAGAUGAGCAGGCUCAUUGAAAUGAAUGAACCCAACUUAGUAAUGUCCAUUAUUUUUUAUGAGUCUAUUCUGAGUAGGACUAGCAUGGGAUGCAGCCCCAAGUGCUAAAUGAGCAAAGCCGAUGAGUGGAGGCUUCUCUGCUUUCUCCAACUCACCCACUAGUUAUUUGUGUGCUUGGCAUGAGUUCCUCCUAGGAAGCCUUGACCGUGAUGUGUAGGGUGCUGUCCUUUUUCUUCACCAAAGAGUUGGUAUCCCAUCUGUCCUGAGAAUGAUGCAGUGAACUUCAAUUGCUGGAGAGAACAGAUGUGCUGAAGGAGGAGCAGCUGCUUGGGGAAGGGCUGUGAGGGGAAAGGAAGGACUGGCAGCUCUUCACUGAGUUGUUGUUAUGCAGCUGCUGCUUCUCUUUGUCAUCUGAGCCAGGAUAGAAUUGCUUGAGGGCAGAGGGCACUUCCUUGCCUCCACAGUUGAUCCAAACCUUGCUCACCCACCUACACUCCCAAGGCUGUAUGAUGGCAGGAGAAAGCUGUGAGGCAGCCGCAGAAAGUUAGUGUGGUCAUGGGGCUUAAAGUAGUUGCCCCUUCUCUGUUCAAGCAUGAAAGUGUGAGCCUGCAGGGACCUCUUCUCUCUGUUCCUCUUGUGACCCUUUCACCACUGCUCUGAUUGACUACUUCCUCUCCCUACGUUCAUCUUUUUCAUGACUUUUUCAAUUUCCCUAGCUCAGAAAAACCUGGAUCUUGGUGUUUGGUCCUCCCCCUCUUGGUCCUCAGAUCUCUGCAUGUGGUUCUGCAUCUGUUGCCUCAGAGCUGCCAGAGGGUGUCCAGCCAGAACAUUUCCCCUUUUGAAAUAUGGUAGAGCCCUCCUUUGUUGCCACCUAAAAACAGAGGCAUCGGGAGAAAAAAGCAGUUUGACACAGAAGAGGCUUUCCCUAGUAUUUUGGGAAAGUGCCUGUGUCUUCGCUAAUAAGUGUACUGCUCAAUAUUAUUUGUUUGUUCCUUCUUAGUGAGACUGAGUCCACCAGACAUGGAUACUGUCCCAGGUAAUAGUACAAGGUGUUAAUGCAGCAUACUAUCAACAGACUAGUAAACUAAUCAGCCCCUGUUCCAACCCAUCCACCCCCCACUCCAUUCAAAGUCUGCUGGAUACUCCAUUGCCUGUAGUAGCCACUCCAGCCCAAAUCUAUCAGCAGGUGUUGGAUAACACUUUAAUGGUUGCUUAUAUCUCCAAUGGGAAUGCUAAAGAGUAGCCUUUAUCCACCACUACAGCUUUGAUGCUCAUCUAAGGGUGGAUUUUUCCUUUGAAAGGGCAGUGCUGAGCUCCAUGUGUGUGACCUCAAAGGAAAAGAACUGGUUUCUUUCAUGUAACUGUAAUUAUUUGCAUGGUCAUCUCUGUAAUCUCACAAUCCACCCUCCAUCCCUGCUGUGCUUGCUACCUUAGCCUGCUCUUGGUCAAAGCUUCGUAUUUACACGCCUACCGGGUAAUCAUAGGUGACAAGUAAUUCCAUGUAGGCAAGUGAGUGAGCUGGCGGAAGGCAGCAGAGCAUUCAGUCCUCCUUCUGUCCCCAGUACAGAAACCUAAGUGGCUUUGCCAGAAAAAGUGAAGGCCCUUCCUUUGCACCCAGAAUAAGAAUGCAGUGGUACCUCGCAAGACGAAUGCCUCGCAAGACGGAAAACUUGCAAAACGAAAGGGUUUUUGGUUUUUUGAGUUGCUUCGCAAGACGAUUUUCCCUAUGGGCUUGCUUCGCAAGACGGAAACGUCUUGCAAGUUUGUUUCCUUUUCUUAAAACCGUUAAUACAGUUGCGACUUGACUUCGAGGAGCAACUCAUAGCAUGCGGUGUGGUAGCCUUUUUUGAGGUUUUUGAAGACUUUGGUGAUUUUUGAAGCUUUUCCAAAACUUUUCCGACACCGUGCUUCACAAGACGAAAAAAACCGCAAGACGAAAAAACUCGCAGAACGAAUUAAUUUCGUCUUGCGAGGCACCACUGUGCAGUAGGAUGCUAGGAGAGGAACGGAGUCCCCUAUCCCUCCUCUGCCAGUGCUCCAGCAGGCUAGUAGGCAUUUUUGCAGGCUAGUAACUUUUGUGGGCUUGUUGACAAGGGUACUUUUUACAUAGCUGCUUCAUGUGGUUUCAGAGGCAGCAGCCAUGCCCUCUUGAGAAUAAACAUGGAGGGUGAGGGAGAGUGGCCCACCAAAAUGCGGGCCCAGCUCCAGAAGGUUCCAAAACAAUACCCAUGCAGUAGACGCAGGAGCUAUAUGUAUGGCUGCAAAGACAACCACAAUUCAUGCACCUCAAUGACAGGUGAGCCACCUGUUUUUCCUCAUAGAAGCUGGCAUGUGAUCUCCAGGCAGCUGCUAGAAGCAACCCUGCCUAGCCAGCAGUCAAAUGGUAUCCUGUGUCUUCAAACAAUUCUCCUGAGGCAAAUGCCUUGAAAUCUAGAAACGUUACACAGCCCAUCUACAAGGCUGGCCCCUGGGAAUGAGAAAUGUUUCCCCCACCUCCCAAGCCUAGUGGCAAGGUGCAGGGGUGCUUCACCACUGUGGCUGUUAAUGAGGAUGUUUUCCAUCACUGUUGGGUAUGGGAGCCAGGUUGUGCAGCUCCAUAGGCUGCUUGAGCAAAAUUGGGGAGGGGCCUCUGUCUUCUAAAACAAGCCUCCUACAUAACGUCUUGCCCAAGGCUGCACUGAAACGGGAUUGACUAUGCUACCACUCAGUGGAUUUGUAACUGGCUGACUGACCGAACCCAAAGGGUGCUCAUCAAUGGUUCCUCUUCAUCCUGGAGAAGAGUGACUAGUGGGGUGCCACAGGGUUCUGUCUUGGGCCCGGUCUUAUUCAACAUCUUUAUCAAUGACUUGGAUGAUGGACUCAAGGGCAUCCUGAUCAAAUUUGCAGAUGACACCAAAUUGGGAGGGGUGGCUAACACCCCAGAGGACAGGAUCACACUUCAAAACGACCUUGACAGAUUAGAGAACUGGGCCAAAACAAACAAGAUGAAUUUUAACAGGGAGAAAUGUAAAGUAUUGCACUUGGGCAAAAAAAUGAGAGGCACAAAUACAAGAUGGGGGACACCUGGCUUGAGAGCAGUACAUGUGAAAAGGAUCUAGGAGUCUUGGUUGACCACAAACUUGACAUGAGCCAACAGUGUGACGCGGCAGCUAAAAAGCCAAUGCAAUUCUGGGCUGCAUCAAUAGGAGUAUAGCAUCUAGAUCAAGGGAAGUAAUAGUGCCACUGUAUUCUGCUCUGGUCAGACCUCACCUGGAGUACUGUGUCCAGUUCUGGGCACCACAGUUCAAGAAGGACAUUGACAAACUGGAACGUGUCCAGAGGAGGGCAACCAAAAUGGUCAAAGGCCUGGAAACGAUGCCUUAUGAGGAACGGCUAAGGGAGCUGGGCAUGUUUAGCCUGGAGAAGAGGAGGUUAAGGGGUGAUAUGAUAGCCAUGUUCAAAUAUAUAAAGGAUGUCACAUAGAGGAGGGAGAAAGGUUGUUUUCUGCUGCUCCAGAGAAGCGGACACGGAGCAAUGGAUCCAAACUACAAGAAAGAAGAUUCCACCUAAACAUUAGGAAGAACUUCCUGACAGUAAGAGCUGUUCGACAGUGGAAUUUGCUGCCAAGGAGUGUGGUGGAGUCUCCUUCUUUGGAGGUCUUUAAGCAGAGUCUUGACAACCAUAUGUCAGGAGUGCUCUGAUGGUGUUUCCUGCUUGGCAGGGGGUUGGACUCGAUGGCCCUUGUGGUCUCUUCCAACUCUAUGAUUCUAUGAUUCUAUGAUUCUAUGAUUCUAUGAUUUAUUUAUUUUUUGCACCGCCUGCUUAGGGAGAAGCUGGCUGUUGGCCCACUUGGGAUUUCACAGCAAAGGAAACUGCAUUUCCACCCAAACCCUCAUUUAGCCCAGCUUGGCGUGGGAGCUUUUGCUCUUGUUCUGUGCUACUUGGACAAUUUGUUCCUGUUAGCUGGAAGCCACAAUAAGCAGUAGCAGCACUGCUUUUUCUUAAGAUGCUUGAGGCAGCGGGUGUUGCUGAGCAUCCCCCAAUACUUCAGUUGCAAUAAUGAAGCAGAAGCUGUCUGACACCUCUUUUUAUAUGGAAAAAAAGCACCCCACACAAUUCAGCUGGUUGAUUCUAAAGCUGCUGGAGCUGCCUUUUGCUCUGCUCUCAGCUUGAGGAAUUGUAGUUUACAUCCCUCCUGAGGCAAACUUCCACUUUUCUUGCCUAACCUAUGAUGCAUAUGUUUCUGAAUGUGAACUGCAAGUAGGUUAGGGGGCCCAGGUACACAUUUGGAAAUGUAAGAAGUUACACAGUUCCUAUUUGACAGAAGGAAAAACUAGCAAUGCUCAGAAACCAUCCCCCAAAAAAGAAAUGUAAAACAUGAGAAUGGGCCUUUUAAAUAGUGCCCCAUCUGUGGAAUGCUCUUCCCAGGGAAAUAUGCCUGGUGCCACCCUCAGGUUUGAGACAGAGGCUAGGACACUUUUUUAAACUCAGGCCUUUGGUAGCUAAGCUGGGUCUCUGCAGGGGUGCUAACCCCAACCAUCCCCCUUAUUGGCUUUCAUUAAUUGGAUAUAGCCAGGUAUUGGUGGCUGUCACCUUGCUUGGCUUCCUGGUUCCGCCUCUGUUCUUAGAAGGCAGUGUCCCAUCAGUUUUUAUAACUGACUGAAGUGUGUGCUGUGUUGCCUCCAAGAACCUAAAAGGCAAAUCAUGAUCUUAAAUUCCUUUUUAAAACUUCAAUCUGUCAUCUUUAAGUGGCUUUGUUCUCGACUGCAUGUAUGAAAUUCCAAAGGUUUGCAGCCUGUUGGGUGGGGGAAAAAACUCCUGUAGAUUUCAUUACCACAGUACAUUGUGAUAGCUUUCAAAGAACAGUAAGAAACAUUAAUAGACAUUAUGACUAUAUUGUUGGCCAUAAUAGCUCAGAGCAAAGCCUCUUUAUUUAGAAUCGGGAUAGCUUCAAUUAUGGGGUAUUGGAAACCAAAGGGGUUCUUGCCCAUCUUGCCCUGCCUCUGUGAGCUUUCCUGUAGCUCCUGGUGGGCCACAGUUGGAUGCAGAGGGCUGGAGUCAACCAAUUCUUUGACUGACACUGUGUGGCAAAUUAUCAUGUUUUUAACAAUCACACGCCACUCAAAAACGAGUUAGGCGAAAAUAUCAAUUAAAGUCCAAGUAUUUAAGUGUAUGGACUGCACUGAUUCUGCUAUCCUGCUAUGCAAAAAGGAGCUAAUAUCCUUCUUAGGCUUUGUGUCCUUUCCUGUCACUUCCAGGUCUCUCAGAGGGGAAAUGACUUAGCGCUUGGGGUGGGAAACACAAAGAGAACCGGAAAUCAGCAAUGUGCAGUUUUGCAGGACUGCAUUUUGCAAUCAGAUGGGCAGUGUGUGUGCUAAUGGCUGGGAGAGUGUGGUGGGGAAGUGACUGCAGUAUUGAGCUUGUCAUUACAGUGCUCAUGUAGGCUUCUGUCGGAUAGAAAGAGCAGACCUUGUGGUACCAAGUCCCUGGGAGUCUCCUUACAGUGCAGACUGUGUAGAGCCACCAACCUAGAUGGCUGUGAAUGAGGAUUAGACAAAUUCAUGGAGGAAAUGGCUAUUGAUGGCUAACUAGCUACAGUAGCUAUGUUCUGCCAUUGUGGAAGCAAUAAUGCUUUUGAACACCCAUUUCUGGAAACCAUAGGAGGGUUCUUGUUGUGCUCAGGUCCUGCUUGUGGGUUUCCCCAACUGGGCAUCUGGUUGGCCACUGUGAGAAGAGGCUGCUGGGCCACAAGGGCCACUGGCCUGGUCCAGCAGGACUCUUCCUGUUUUCAUACACAGUCACUGUGCCAAGGCUUGCUUCUUCCACUCAGGUGACUUUUGCCCUCAAUUCUUCUUUUGACCCCACCUCAGCUUGUCUGCACUUCAGAUCUCAUCCUGCAACUUGGUGUGUGUUUUAAGACCAGUUUCCAAGUUGGCUUACAGUUAAAUCCACAUAAAGAUGUAAUAUGAUAAAGGCUAAUACUGGUGGGCUGUUGUGGGACAAGCCCCGCGAGUUCCUUUGUUUCUAUUCAGUGGUGAUAUGGUCCAGGCUUUUCAGAGGAAGGGGCCAGAAGGCUCUUGUUGUCCCCUUCCACAAAAUUUUAAAGGAGAGGCAGGGAGGAAAAGGCCAAAGGUCAAGUUUAUGGAAGCUUUUGCUUUUGAAUGCAGGUUGUGAGGGAAAGGAGCAUGUGAAGAGUGCCAGAGUUCACGGAAACAAAACCAGCCCUGCUUUCUUUAUCAAAAAUUUUCUAUCCCAUCUUUCUACAUCAUUCUUUCAGAGGCUACUGUAACAAUGUGGUCUUAUUGUUAUAGGGAGUGUUGUGCUGGGCCAUCUUUUGUUCUUUGUGGUGGCUUCAGUGCAGAUAUGGUUUCAUUUGAGCUGCUAGCACCGCAAAGGAUGAACACCUGUGUCUUCUUUUCCAUCCAACACUUGUGAGGAGCAAUAGGAGGUGCUGCUAGGGGAACAUUAAUCUGAGAGGGGUUAAUGAGAGAAGGGUGCCUGCUUUGUCCACAGAAGGGCCCAGGCUCAAUCCUCAGCAAAGGUCCCUGCUGAAAACCUUGGUUAGAGCUGUUGCCAGCCAGUAGUGAGCUAUAUGGACCCAGGGGCCUGGCAGCCCGCACCUGGAAUACCAUGUCCAAUUCUGGAUGCCACAGUUUAAGAAGGAUGUUGACAAUCUGGAGCAUGUACAGUGGAGAGCAACCAAGAUGAUCAAGGGUCUGGAAACCAAGCUUUAGGAGGAAUGGCUGAAGGAGCUGGGUAUGUUUAGCCUGAAGAAGAAGAGACUGAGAGGAGAUAUGAUAGCCAUAUCUCAAGGGCUGUCACAUGGACAGUGGAACAGCCUCCCAUGAGAGGUGAUGGCCUCUCCUUCACUGGAUGUUUUUAAGCAGAGGUUGGAUGGCCAUCUGCCAUGGAUGCUUUAGCUGAGAUUCCUGCAUUGCAAGGGGUUGGACUAGAUGACCCUCAGGGUCCCUUCCAACUCUACAAUUGUAUGAUUCUAUUUCCCCAGAUGAAAUUAUUAUUAUUAUUAUUAUUAUUAUUAUUAUUAUUAUUUAUAUCCCACCCAUCUGGCUGGUCCCCAGCCACUCUGGGCGGCUCCCAGCAGAACACUAAAAACAGAAUAAAACUUCAAACAUUAAAAACUUCCCUAAACAAGGCUGCCUAUAAGAACUGAGUAAGCAAUUGAUGGGCAGCCUAAAGAUUCUCUAAACCAACCAUGACAUGCAGAGAGUGGAGGUGAUGGAGUUGGGGGAUGAGAGACGGUGGUGGAUAGAGGACUGGUGCGAAUGUGGGGUGGGGGCUGGUCCUCCCAUCAUCCCAAUCCUCCUAACCUCAGGCUAUCCUUUCCAGGCAGUCCGGGGGGGGGGGGGACUGCUGCUUGGGAGUUUCGCUCCUCUCCUCGCCAUCUCUAUGCAAAGUGGCGAUCCUCCGGGGGGCGGUGAAGCUGCCUGGCCGGCGCUCUGGUGACCCCUCCAGGCAGCAGGAGGGUCUCUACCCGCGUGGGCGCUGCCGCGCAAACUCCUCCUUCCCGCCGCCUUGGCUGGGUCUGUGCCGGGCCUGGCCCGGCGGGCGGCCGCUGCUUCUGCACGGUGUCUUCCUUUGUGCCGCCUGAGCGGGGGGGGGGGGGGAGAAGCCCUGCCUGCCUGCUUCCCUCCUGCUGCCCUUCCGGGGAGGGGAGGGGAGAGCUGGGCGGGCGCGAGCGAGCGCCGGCGGCGGCGGCCUUUUGUCAUUCCGAGCACACACGCAGACGCGUCCGCGCUCGCUCGCUUGCUCGCUCACUCCGGCGCUGCGCCUGGGCGCGGCGGGCGGCGCAAUCCCACCGCCGGGGAGGGGCGGCCGUGGGGUCGCCACCAUCGCCGCCACCCCCUCGUCUGGUCCUCUCUCUUGGAAGGAGCGCCGCCCCGGGCAUGGGCAUCUCACCGUAGCUGGAGCAGGGAGGAGAGGAGGGCGGGAGAGACCCGCCCCGUCGCCGCCACCGGCGGCGGCCCCAGCAGCAGUAGCAGCAGCCUCCGACCAUGGAGGUGGGCAAGAUGGUAAGGGCAGGGCACCACGAACCCAGGCGGACGGGAGCCGCGGAGGGCAGAUGGCGCCCGGCUUUGUGAGAGGGGCGGCGCCCGGGAUGCUCCCCGGCAGGAGGCAGGCGGCAUGGGGGCGCGGAUACUCUCUCUCUCCGGGGUUGCCGGGCUUGUCACCAGCCCCGGGUGGGGUUUCAAGAAGGGAGAGGAGCGGCUGGCCGGGCGGUAAUCCAGCGCAUUGUGUGCCCAGCCGCCGCUUGCAGGAGAACCCUCGGGGCGCUCGGCUCCAGAGACUUGGCACUGGAGGAGGUCCAGCGCCGGAGGACGGGGUGGUCCUCCCCCACCCCAAGCCUUGGACACCGGCUUGCUCGAGGUGGGGCUCGCCUUCUCUCCCUCCUCCCAUUUCCUCGAGAGGAGAGUUGGAGGGAGGCGCUUGUUGCUGCCUCCGUUGUCCCCGGUUGCCUCCAUCUAUCGAGCCUUGCAGGGCUCGGGAGCCUCCACCCGCUUUCCCCAUCUCGGGAGUCUCCUUCCGGCGUCUACCCAGCCUGGGUUAGGACAUACCUAGCGGGGAAGCGCGCAGAGCCAGGCUCUGCUUUGUUGCGGUAGGGAGAGAGCAGCCGCCACCUGUCUCCGACUGAGCGAAACACUCGCAGCCGGCAUUGUGGGCGCGUCCUGGACCACCAUCCCUCCCUUCCUCCUUUUGCGGGUGGAUCUGGGCCGAAGGGGGCAGGGCGCGACCUCGAAAAGGGUCAAGUUGGUUCUGUGCAACAGAGAGUUCCCCAGGGCUGCCUUUCGGAAGCAGCAGGAAAGGCUUUGAAGGACUCCCGCCGGAGACUCCGUUGCCUUGGGGCGGGGAGGGGGAGGCGUGUUGGUGUUUGCCUCCUGCAGUCACAGCAGUUGAACCCUACAGAGCCGGGAAAAGGAGCUGUUUUCAAGCAGCAAAAAGGGGCAGGCUUUGGUGGGGGGAGUUAGCCCACCUCGUGGGGGGGGCUGCGAGCUACUGAUUGGCUGCCAGUGACAUCAUGCUACCUAGACAAUUCCCCCUCCAUCCCUAAUUCGUGCUUUAAGAGUAGCGGGUUUCUGGAGCAUGGUGAUAAUGCCUUGAGGGGAGCCAAACUAAGGGGUACUUGCUGGACCAGCAACCACAGGUAGGCUCCGUCAGGAAAAUGGCAGGUGGUUGAAGAGGAGGCAAGAGCUAAGAACGAGCCCAACACUUAAAUGAUCUGAUAUAAGGAAUGCAGCUCAAAGUAAUAGUCAUGAUUCCACCAGUGUGCUUAACCCCAGCUGCUUAAACAAAAAGAUUGCAAGGUAUAAGACGGUUGCGCAAGGGGGGAAGGGAGUAAUACAUUCAAGAGGAGGCAUUGCAUUUUUCAUUCCUUCCUGUCUGAAUUUGACACACUGAAGGGCAUGGGGGCUGCUGUAGUUCAGUGGCAGAACAACUGUGUUGCAUGCUGAAGGUGCCACCCCUGAUGGCAUCUCCAGGUAGGGCUGGGAGAGACCCUGGAGAACUGCUCUCAGUCAGUGCAGACAGUCCUGAACUAGACCACUAUAUUUCUUGGUAUAAAGCUUCUUCCUACAUUCCUAGAGGCAAGAGGGUGUGUGAGAGCUGUUGACUUGAGAGUGACAUGAGGGAGAAAGCACACACACACACACAAGUAUUCCGGGCUUCCUAGCUCCAGUCCAGGACUUCCACUCUGAGAGAGGGGCAACUCAUCACAGUCUGAAGGGCUGCUGGGAGCAGCAUCUUCUGAGCUGUCAGAGAGGGCAGAUGCACCUGGAGUGCAGGGCUAAAGACUUUCAUGGCUCAAGCUAGGAGCAGCAAGCUUUGAAGGGUAGAAUGAGGUUGAUGCUGAUCUAUUGGCAGGGAAGCCACCCUUGAGAUAUGCUGCAGCAGCCUCUGAAAGAAGCUGAGGGUGAGCUGCUGGUUUAAAAUGAUGGGUUACCCCCUCAAAUAAGAGAAAUUGAUCACUCCAAAUGUUAACUGAUGGUGGAAGGGUAAGUGUAUUCAGAUUAUUAAGGGAUGUUUCAGUUACACACACACAUCCUCUUGUAAAUGACCUACCUCUUCCUUGUUUGGGGCAAGUGAAAUCUGCCUCUUGAGGAACCUGGAAGGGAACAGUCAAUCUCCUUUCUGCUUCUUUUCUGCCAUCAAAUAACCCUAUUGCUCUUCAUUUCAGUGCCUGAAUUGCCUUCAUGGUAAGGGGGAGUGUCCCUGUCUCAAAGUCACUGUGUGCUUAGAGCUUGCUUGAAUUCUGUCUGGGGGACUAGAAAGGUGUGGCCUUCCCACUCCAAAUGGGAAUGGGAGAGGUAGUGCUGUUGUUUUGUACAGAGGGGUGGGGGUGGUCUUUGGGUUAUCCAAAUGAGCCCGUAGAAGUGCUUUAGGUUUACUAGCACUGAUUUGAAUGCUUCUGAGAAUAUUGUCUCCCAGUUAGUUUGGUGUGACGGUUCCUGAGAUGGAGCAGCGGGUUUGGGCUUACAUUUGGAUACUGUUGGAUGCCAUUUUGAAUCAGGAGAAGCACAGCCUAGUUCUUCAGGAUAGACUCUUGAUGCAGCUGUGGGGUGGCGCCAGCAGAGGUUCCCCCCCCUAACUUGGUGCAAAAUUUGUAGCACAAAACCUAAUUGUGGGAGAUAACGAAGCUGAUAUGCCUGAUUGAAAAUUGGAAUCCUGUGUGUGCAUUUGCUUCUUGAAAGGGUGCAUAUGCCAGCCUUUGAUAAACACCUUCACUACUUCUCUGUGCUUCCUCUUGUGGAAAGAGCCAUGCCACUCUGGUGCUUAGCAGGCUGUUGCCGCCACUGUCAUCCCUCUUUGCACUGGGCCUUGUUACAUUUUCCUCACAGGACUCUUUUUGAUCUGGCAGAUGCUGUCUCUGCUUUGGGGAGGGCCCCUUAGCAUAAGAGAAUCAUUGUGGUGUAGUGGUUAGAAUUUCAGAGUCGGACCUGGGGGACCUGGGUUCAAAUCCACACUCAGCCACAAAAGCUCACUUGAGCAGGAAACCAGGAAGGAGAACCUGAGCAUAAGAGCCUAAUUUUACAGAUGUUUAUCAUGUCUGCUCUUACUUGCUUUUUCUCUAAAUGAAAAAGUCCCAAAUUGUGCAAAUCUUUCUUCAUAGGGGAGUCUCUCUUGCCACUAUGGAAAUUCUGGGGCUCCUCACCCUGUUUCCUGGGGCAACACAGCCCUCCUGCCCUGGAGCUGACAAGCCUUGGUUUCCCUUCUCUUUCCAAGCCGCUGUGAGGCUGUCUGGAAUGGGGAAGUAAUGCAAGCAGUUCUUUGGAAAGGAAGCUUGUGGUGGCUCCUGUAAGCCACCCUACCCCAGUGGCUGCUUGAGCUCCUUGAUCACUCUCCCUCCAGAACAUUUCCUAGACUCUUCUGCAACAUGUUUUACACAUGACAGCAUAAACCAACAAGCCCCUUGAAGUUCUAACUGCAAAAAAAAAAGUUAAUGGUUGAUUUCAAAAUGAUUCUAGGUUAAAGGGUAAGAGGUUAUCCAUGCUAGUCUUCCUCAGAGUAGACCCAUUGAAGUUGAUGAACAUGACUAACAGGUUUAUUAUUUUCAGCAGGCCUACUCUGAAUGGGACUUAGUUGAAUACAACUCUGACAGGUUUUUUUAAAAAUUGGCAUUGUAUUCCGAAUAAAAUAGUAUGUCACAGACGCUAUUAGAUCCCACUAUGUUAACUUAAAUCCUUCACUUGGCUUUUGGAAAGCUCUGGAGAAGAAAACAGAAGAUGCAGAGGUGAAAUACCAGGCUCUGAGCAAAUACUUAUUUAUCAAAUUUAUAUCCCAUCCUUCCCCAAGAUGUCCCAGGCACCAAAUGAGUGUAUCAUUUAAAACAAAAAAAAGGCAAAAUUUUUAAAGCAGUAAAAAUUUUUUUAAAAAAUUACAGUUAAAUACAACUGAAAUAAGUUACAUUAAAAAAAAAAAUCUAAAAGUUAUAAACAUUUUUCAAUCCGUUGAUCUUAUGGUUGCCUAGAACAGUAUUCUUCAGCCACCAAACAUCUGGAUAAAUAGGAAUGUUUUCAAAUACCUCCUGCAACGUAAUAAAGAUGGAAACAAGUGCACCUCAUUAGGAAGUCCAUUCCACUACUAGGGAGUGACUACUGAAAAGGCCCUGUCGUGAGUCAGCGCCAAACGGGUGACACCUAGCAGUAACUUCACCACCAAAGCCUCACUUUCUGAUUGUAGUGGAGGCAGAUCCAAUGUACCCAAACAGCUUAAUAGGGUUUGAAAGAAAGAGAACAUACAUGUCUGAAAUCUGUGUUUCAAGGUUGCACUAUGAGUGUAAAUUCCAGUGUGUAGGUGAAGCCAAUAGAGUUCAGAAUUUAGGGUGAAAUUUAAUCCUGUGGACCCAUGAACCACUGGGGUGCUUCGUAAUGAAGUCUUAUCUGGGGAGGGGAAGAGAAACACAAGAAUUUAUUGGUGGGGGUGGAGAAUGAUAAAAACGGGAGGGGGGUCACUACAUGUCCUUGGAGUUGUAUAACCACAAACAAUGGAAUUCAUGAUACAGGCAAAAUGCUAAAUUGUUUUCAUAUCCUGUUUUGAGAAGUUGGGGUAGAAAGUAGCUUAGGUGUUGAGCCGUUUCACUGGGUAAAUCAGACAUCUGAUUGCUUACCGAACUAAAUGUACUGUAUAUAUAUUUUAAGAGGCAAAUGGAAGGAGGUGAAACCUCACAGGACUGUUGACUCUGUAGUUGUAAGAGCAUGAAGUGGUUUAGGCUCACUCUAAAGAAAUAACAAAAUUCCCAGAUAUUUCAAGCACCUGUUACUGGGGACCCUAGCGACCCCAUUGGCCCUGGAGUGUGAAGAAGGUGCCAGUGCUCAGACCUUGCGUGUGACUGCGUUGGGGGGUGGGCGCUGUGUAAACAGAGAGCACAUUAUUUGUAAAGCUUCCUUCCGUGGCUAUUCUACAUAUUCCUCAAGUCCUGCUUUGUCGCCAUUUAAAUGGUAUGCAUUCAUUUGAAUGCAGCGUUAGGGUUUUUCUAUAGAUCUCUUGAAAAAGAGGAUCUCCCCUGGAAAUCUUAUUCUGGGAUAGAUGUGCAGUGGAUGUGCUGGACCCAGUAAUGGGCUGGAUGAGAGCCAAUAAACUGAAGCUCAAUUCAGAUAAGACUGAGGCACUGUUAGUGGGUGGUUCCCUAGACUGGGUGGAUUGGAGGUUGCCUGCUCUUGAUGGGGUUCCACUCCCUCUGAAGGAGCAGGUAUGUAUCUUGGUGGUACUUCGGGAUCCUGUGCUGUCACUUGAGGCUCAGGUGGCCUUGGUGGCUUGGAGUGCCUUCCAUCAGCUUUGGCUAGUGGCCCAGCUGCACCCCUAUCUGGACAGGGAUAGCCUAACUACUGUAGUCUCUGCUCUGGUAUCCUCUACAUUAGAUUAUUGCAAUGUGUUAUACUUGGGGCUGCCUCUGAAGGCGUUUGGAAACUUCAGCUGGUGCAGAAUUCAUUGAGCAGGUUGCUUACUGGGGCAAGAUGGUGUAGUAUAUAGCGCCAAUCCUGGCCUAACUGUAUUGGCCGCCAAUUAGUUUCCGUGCCAAAUCCAAAGUGCUGAUUUUGACAUAUAAAUCCUCAAAUGGUUCAAGAGACCUCAAGGCCUGCCUCUCCCCAUAUUAACUGACCUGGACUCUGUGAUCAUUAUCUGGGGUCCUUCUUUGUGUGCCCCUUCCACAAGAGGUCCAGAGAGUGACAACACGAGAACCGGCCUUUUCUGCAGUGCUCUCCAUUUGUGGAAUUCUCCCCCCAGGGAGUUUCACCUAGCACCAUUGUUAUAUCUUUAGGCACCAGGCAAAAACUUUUGUCUACAACCAGGUUGGUCAUAAAUCACUUUGGGUUGCCCUGGGCAAGAUAAAGCAAUGAACAAAUUCAAUAAAUAAGAAAAAUGAUGAUGAUGAUAUGUUUCAAAUCAGUUUGCUUAUUCUGUCUUCCACAGUAACAUAGGAAGCUUCCUUAUACCAAGUCAGACCAUUGGUCCAUCUAUCUUAGUAUUGUCUACACUGACUGGCAGCAGCUCUCCAGGAUUUCAUGCAGGAGUCCCUCUUACUCCUACCUGGAGAUGCCAGGGAUUGAACCUUCGGCUUGCAAGGCAGAGCAGACACUCUGCCACUGAGCUGUGGCCCCUCCCCAAAACUCUACGAAGGCCUGCUUGCAAGGGGGGGGGGAGCAUCUUCAAAGGCUCUUUACUGAUAAAAGCCCUUGGCAGAGCACACUGGUAAACUGAUGCUUGGCCAGCUUCCUGUGCCCUGUCAUAACUCUGGGAGUGAUGGAAGGGCACAGGGCAGUCCUCCCUCUUGCAGGGCUUGGAAACUGCCACUUGCUUCUUGGAUUCAGGGCAGUUUGUAGUUCCAGCUUCCUAUAAGGGCAGUUGCAGGGCAGGCAGGAAAGACCUGGAUUUUGUUGAGAAAAAGUAGGGCUAAGGUAGGUCUGUCCAUUCUCAGUAGGCUUUGUGCCAAAGGCUCACUGCAAGAGCCAGAGCUGUGCUUGGUGCAUGUGACUUGUGGCCUUAACAUUUGAGCUGCGGGUCUCCCCCCUUCUGAUCUCAGAGCCCCAGAGCACCCUCGGCAGAUGCUGCUGGUCUGCCCAGAGUGGCCGCCUCCCAGCUUUCAGCUUUGCCCAGAAUAAUCACUGGUGGGUUUGCUGCAGUGCUGAGGUUCCCAUAGGGCCAGCAGUGGACAUUCCACCCCCCUCCUGGCAGGUCCUAGCUCAAUUUGUCACUGGACACCAACUUUGAGGUCAUCAGUGAAGCACUCAGAGACAAGAGGGAAGCCCUGGAUUCAGGGGAAACGAGGGUGAUCCAGGUGUUCAGAAUUCCCCAGGAGCAUUUUGCUACUGACAUGGGUCUAGUUACCCCUGCGUGUGUUUCUUCUUCUUGCAUACUGGGACAAAUGAAUUCUUGUAAGAACAAGUUACAGUCAAGCAAUGUAGUUGAGAUCAUACAAUUGUGGAAUUGGAAGGUACCCCAAGUGUCAUCUCGUCCAAUCCCCUGGCAAAUAGACUUUCCGUUGUGGUGACCAAAACCUAGAUCCAAGGUGCUCCUAGCUUAUAUCUGAGUUUCUAACACUGGGAUUGGUGUUCUCUUGAUGGCAGGGUUUAGUGGUGCAUCUUAAGCACCACAUCUGCAAAUCAAUCACUAAAGCACCAAACGUGAACCCAAUUUGAGGGAUGGAAACUGCUUUGAAGAAGCCAUUAUCCUUGUUUAGACCUUACCAGACAAAAACAGCUUAAUAUCCACAAAUUGCUAUGAUAAGGAAGAGUUGGGUUUCUGGGAUUUCCAUGGAUAAUUUUGGACCAGGAGCUCAUAAGUGCUGUGGCUUCUUUCUUGAUCUCAUGCCAGUUGUGAUAUCAGCUGGGGAGUAGCAGUGAGCCCAUCUGGUGCCUCUCCUGCCUUGGCUGUAGCUUCCUGUUGCUAUGCAUGGGGCAGGCGGGUGUGGAAUGAAGCUGGCAUUUUCCUGCACGUUGCCUUUACAGAACUUGCUGCAUACAGAGCUGCUGGAGCAGGAAGUGCUAGACAAUGCCACCCUUUCAGCUGAGCCUUGACCAUUUCCCUCUGUGGGUCCAGGAAACCCUCAGCCCUGAGGGUUUUGAUUCCAGUGUAUAAACCUUCCAGGAAAGGGAUGGUGAUCUGAUGCAGGGGGGAGGAGACAGGGCCCCAGAAUGUUGCCUUGCACCUUCCUAACCAUUUCCCCCACCCCACCCCCCAAACUCAGCCAGAGAAGCCUCAUUCAUGAUUCUGCAGCUGGGCCUGGAAUCCCUGCUGGGUGAAGCCUUUUCAGAGUGACACUGCAGCUGUCAGCUCAGCAGGAGUGCAAGGCUUCCUUUUCUCCCCACCCCCAGAUGAUGAAAUUAUUUUGUGGGAGGAGAGGGGGUGCAUAAACACCUCAUAGAAAGUCAUGGGAUCCCUGUGGUUUUGAAGAGAGAACAGUGACUCUCCACAGAAUGUUCAGUACACAUUUGAAUCUAGCACUCCAGAUUGCAUGCUUGGAGGCAAAAUCCAGUUCUCAGGGGCAAGGCACUGCACAGCCCCAAAGGAAUGACAGAUUUCAAGAGAAAAGCAUCCGUGUUUUGAUGCUUCCUGGAAGUUUUCUGACCUCCCCCAGAAGGUUUAUACGCAGUCUUAGAAGGACCUUCCUAAAAUGUUGGGUCUUUCCCUGCGUCCUGUGACGUGUCUUCAUGGUUACAGGGGACUCAGAGUUGGGUGGACUUCUACAGAAGUUUGCUUUGGGGAGAUCUGACUGAGAGGUUUGACUGAACUGAUCUGAGCUGUAACAAGAUGAGCCCCAUCCCAAGUUAAGCUGUUGGGGACCAUGGUAUGUUAUGGUGAUGCUGUAUGUUCCGUUUGCUUGACUGGCUACUGAUUUUAACAUCUGCCUUGCACCAAGAGGCACCAGGGGCAUGGCAUGCCUUGAUCUGCUUUUGGUACUCGAGUGUUGAUUCCCUUCAGAGCAUCCAAAGGUAGAAAGGCCCACUUUCAGUACCUGGACUUGAAGGCCUUGAGCCAGCCCUUUGUAACUUGAAUUGAUAUUGGGGUGGGUGGUAGGUUUGCUCUUGUUUAGCAGAGGCAAAUACUGAGGCUAGUGAGCUUCUGUGCUGCCCUAAAUUAGGUUGUAUGACGAAGCAAAGUCACAGCUUUUUGGAGAGAUCUUUAAGACAGGACUAGUGAGUCCUGGCAGAGGGCAAGAGCAAAUCUCGAUUUACCUUUAAGAUAUCCAAAUAUGGAGCUUGGUGAUAGGCAGUGCUGAGUCACUCUGUAAGAUUUCCUCAGUUUACUCAGUCAGGAUGAGAAGCGCAGGCAGGGAAAUGUGAGGCUGCUUCCGUGCUGAGCUUCUGACACUUGUUUAUCUCAUCUAGAGCAGACCACAGAUGGGAAAGUUGUGCCACUCUGUCCUUGUACUCUUCUGGGUGACCACUUUAUUAAUCUUUCAUCCAGAUCUGUUUGUACAAAGCUUAUGCGGGGGCCAGACCAUGUCCAGUCCUUGCUGAGCAUUUGUUCUUAUUUGUUUUUCCUUCCAGUUAAUUAUUUGUUUAUCGCACACCUUUCAGUACAUUUCCUCAUCACUUUCCUAACCUCAAAAGUCCAUCAUCUUCUUUAGGUGGAUUUGUCACUAUAGAGCACUCUCAUUCACUUUAAUUGUACAAACCUCCAGUGUGUACUUUAAACCCUCUCUAGGGGCUGUGCUAGGAAAUGUUCUCUAUAUAUCAGAAUGUUCCUGAGUAGUGCGCUGUGCCGUACAUGGAAUAGCUAUGAUUGUGACACCCUUUGCAGCUCUCUAAAAGCUAUUUCAUGUUUCAUGUAAGUUAUCUUUUGUUAUGGUCAUAAGACCCAUCGAAAAAAUACAGAUUGCGGAUAACGGUAUACUAAAUAUUUCAUUUCUGUAGUACAGAGCUUUCCAAACUUUUCAUGUUGGUGACAAAGUUUUUAGACAUGCAUCAUUUUGUGACAGAGUAAUUCAACUUUACUAGCACACCAGAGGUUAAACUAACUCCUUUCCAGCCCUGGGAGGAGCGCAGGGAGCGGUCACACGACACACUUACACACUACUAACAGGUCACGACACAUAGUUUGGAAACAUUAGAGAUCCACUUCACAUCACUUCACUGUAAAGUGAGAUAGUGUUGGUAGGAGAAGCAGACCUAGCCAGGGUCUUCUGCAGGUGGCUUUUUAAUAAGGGUAACUGCUAGACCAGCAGUUCUGAAAGUGGGUGGUACUGCCCCUCCCGGGGGGGGGUUACUGGGGGAGUAAAUGACUAUCAGACUUUGAAAAGCUGGUAUCACUGGGUCAAGUUCAUCAGCUUUGUGGAAUUGAACUAAAUAGUUUUAAUUGGAUUUUGAAUAAAUGUGCAUUUAAUUGUUACCGUUCUGAAUAUUAUUGUGUUAUUAUAUUUCUUAGUGGCUCAUGCAAACCGCUAUUGUGAAUAAUACAUUUUAUAGGGUAGGACAGCGAGCACUAGGGUUGAGUUUAUGGGACCAAAGGGACAGUGGCCUGAAAACUACUAUGCUAGAGGAUAACUAGGGAUCUGUCAGGAUAAGGGUUUUUUUUCCCCCAAGGGCAGCCCAGAUCUUAGCCUCACCACAUAGCCCCCUCCCUCAACCACCACUGGUGAUUUGUCUGCAAGCAAGACAGACACAUCCUCUAUCACAUCCAGACAUACACUGAGUUCUUGCUGAAGUGCAUCAUUGCUCAUAGAGAAAGCUGUAGGUAGGAUCUCCCUGUAGACUUUGGCAGACAGCCAGGCUGGUGCAACCUCCCAUCUAACUGUGCCAUUCCUAGUUGCCAGAACUGGUGCCUGGAAGUCAUGGAUGCUUGAGCUGAGGUUCCUGCAUUGCAGGGGAUUGAGCCCCCUUCCAACGCUACAGUUCUAUGAUUCUAAAUCUUUCGCUGUCAGGCCGUGAUGCCCAACUGCAGGCCUGCUUCCAAGAACCGUGUACCAGUCGGGGGGUGGGGGACCAUCUUGGGAGUCAGAUGCUGCUGUGCUUUGUCCCACUAAGGGCUUCUUCAGAGGCACAGGAGUUUUUUAUUCAAGCUAAUGGACCCGUGGAAUGAGGAGUAGUGAGUGGAAAAUUGGAGGGGGUCUGAGAAAUUCGCCCUGAAUUGUUGUGCCUGGAGGAAGAUGUCCUGAGGCUUCCAGGUUCCUUCAGGGUUUGUACAUUCCAGCCUCCACUGGACGAAAACUCUGUCUCUGAAUUAUUGCAGCCAAUCCGCAGUCAGCCUAUGUUCAGGACACUUGGGCUGAUUUCAGCAUCCCUUGGCCCAUCUCAUUGGCCUCACCACUGUGCCAAGGGGGACAAUUCUUGGCAACUGCUGAGUGCGAGAAACCCAUCAGAAUCUUCUCAGAGAUGGGCGUGGGGAUUGACAUGGUGAUAGCAGCGUUGUGGGAAGGGGGAUUACCUUUCUCUGCAAUUGCAACCUACUAAUGCUUUCCUCCCUCCUCUCCUUUCUUUUUUAGACUGUCAGCAUCAACAAGGCCAUUAAUGCUCAGGAAGUUGCCGUCAAAGAGAAACACGCCAGAAAUAUCCUUUUGGAAUUUGGCAGCUUUGGGGGAAGGUGGAGGCAGAGGCUGCGUCUGCCUUACUGGGGCAAAAUGCCCAUCGUGGCCUGGCCAAGCUGAGCUGGAACAAAGCACCUGUGUUAGGAUUGUGUGUGUGUGUGUGUGUGUGUGUGUGUCUGUCUGUCUGUCUGUCUGUGGUUGUGUGUGUGUGUGUGUUCUGUGCGUGUAGAUGCUGGGCUUUGAGCCUGCUUGUUGCCCGAAAGCACUGCCCUAUAUUCUCCAUGCUCCUUUCCUUGGAGUUCUUUCCUUAGCCUGCAUCUCUCACCAUGCAUCCUGGGGACGCACCACGAGAAAGGAGCCCACACCUUCUGGGCCGUCGUGAGCCGGCUGCCCCUCUCCAGCAAUGCCGUCCUCUGCUGGAAAUUUUGCCACGUCUUCCACAAGCUCCUCCGUGAUGGACAUCCAAAUGUAAGGGCAGCAGCCUCUUCUCCCAAAGCCCCUCUCUGCUCUGGAGGUCUUGAACUGACCAGCUUCCUGUUUCUGCUUGUGGAACUCGGGUGCUGGGAUGCAGGGCGGGUGAUGCCAGUACCAUUUCCCCUCCUACCUGCCUUGAAAUCCAUGUUGAGAUGGAGCCAAUGAAAGGCCUUCAUUUAGAGGCUGGGGGCAGAGCAUGGGGGCAGGGGAGACAGGAUUCCACCUCUUUUCUUUCGGGGGCCGACUAGGACCAAUGCCCUCUUUUGAUUCAUUACUUUUAUCCUACUUCUCUGUCCGCGGACACACUAAGCAGCUUACAAGGUUUAGAAAUGAUCAAGGAAUUGCUUGUCAUUAUAAAAACAAAUCGUUUAAGGCAGCAGCAGAUCAGAUUCAAUCCAGAUCCAGGUUUCAGGAAGCAGAGCGGCUUUAAAAGCCAGCAGUGAAAGGUAACAGCUGAAGACCUAAAGCCUUGUUGAAACCAGUUUUCAGUAGACAUUAAUAAAGAAACAGCCUGACAAGCCUCCAGGGCAGGAGUUCCACAAUACUGAAAUAGUAUAAUGUUACUUUUAAAAAAUAAAAAUAAAUCAUUUUUGGUCACCAACAAUUUAGUAACAUAUCUAAUGGUGAUAACCCGUAAGGAAAUCUGAGAUAAAUAUAUGCUUAAUUAUAGCAUUAUAAUAGUGCUCUAACCCUAUAUCAUUUUUUUUAAGUUGCAAAAGUCUUUGAGAUUUAUUUAAAGAUGGAUUUACCCCCCCCCCCCAAAGUAGGAUCAUAAAGUGGUACCCACUGCAAGGGCCACCCCAGGGUUUCCCAGACAUCUGAGUUCAUUGACCCCUUCAAGGGGAUCCUCAGCACUGGUUCCAGGGGCCCUGCCUACUCCUAGACCUGUGGGGUGUCUGGCUCAUACCCUGAGGAGUCGAAAUCUGGUCCCAGGUCAGUGCUAGGCAUGACAACUCCCUACCUGCUCCAUGUGGUCCUGUUGCUACCCAUUGCUGAGAUAGGGUCCCGCUUCCCAGUCUACUGCCUUCAUCAUAUUGCUUCCUUGAGCCACCCUUUCUUUUAAACAGCCUCCUGGGCGCUCCAGAGUCCCUUUCUGAUGGUGUCAAUUCUCUGCCAUCUGCACCAUUUUUCUCAAACCUCGUCCACCUCCCCUUCCUUCAGCCUCCAGUUUUAGGGUUCAGUGCCUACCCUGCACCUUUCCUUCAGCUUCCUCACCUCAGGGCUGCUUGGUCCCCUAAACUUCCCAUGUCCCAGGACUCCUUCCUAGGAUACUGCUGCCCCUGUGUGAGGUUUUAUUCCCAGCCAGACUUCCAGCUGUCCUUUCCCUCACAGACGCUGGACUGCAAACUGCCUGUAGUUCUCCAUGCAGCUGAGUAUUCAGUCCCACCUCACCAGCUCAGCCAAACAGCAUGGGAGGCUUUGCCACCACAAGCCCGAUACAGGUUAUACAGAUGCGUCGCUGGUAUCCAGUACCUGAAGAUUUUAUCAAAAUCCUUGUCUCCUUUUCUCCGGCAGGUCUUGAAGGAUUCUGUGAGGUACAAGAGCGAGCUCAGCGACACCAGCCGUAUGUGGGUAAGUGCUGGCUGGGCCUGGAGAGAGUCCCAUCAUCUGCUGACAAAUUCCUGAGUCAGGGAGCCAGCUAGAUGCCUCCCCUUUGGAUCAGGAGGGCAGAGAAGUGUGGAAGUCCGCUUGGUAAUGGCACAUGUUUUUUCAGAAGCUCUGAGGCACACAUGACUCCCCAUUCAAUAAACCAAAUUUGGAUCAUACCACCCCCGCCUCCCGAGCUCCCUGCCAAAUUCCCUAUUCCUUGAGCCAGCUGGCCAAGCAUGUUCAAUUCUGAACAGUCGGCUGGUGUUUCUGUUGUUGCUGCUGCUGCUACUCUUAUCAGCCCCUUCUCCUUCCCCACCUGUCUGUUGCCCUUCUGAGUUGACUUCAGGGCUCUUGGGAAGGCAAAGGGUUGUGGGUGGAUGGGUGUUCCACACACCCACUUGGCAUAUGCUGCUAAUAGUUCUUCACACCCACCAGUCUGCCUUUCCAGACAUGCUCCAGUUCAGACUCUUGCUAAUUGCCAGUCUCUGGAGGGCAGGCACCAGUGGAGAAGGAGAUCCAGCCUUUUGAAAGCUGGUCUCCCUGCCCAAGAGUCUCUGAAUGAGAAUGCGGGCGAGGGAAGGCAUUGCACAUCCUGGAAGCUGUGAGUUGGCUUGAUACUGGUUGUAAGACAGAGACAUCUACUACUGAGCCUGUUCCAAGGUCCUUGUAUGAAUUUACAAAGACCUGAAUGCCUUAGGUCCAGGUACCUGUGGUACCGCUUGAAGCCUGAUAUCCCAGGUCAGUCACUGAGGUCUUCAGGAGCUUCGUUGGUUGUUCCCUGAGUUGGCAAGGCUCAUUUGACAAAAACAAGGAACCAAGCCUUCAGUGUCAUCGGCCCAGCCCUGUGGAACACUAUGCCACUAGAUAUUUGACAGACACCUUCUGUGCCAACUUCUAAAUGCCAGCUGAAAACUUUUCUAUUCCGCCAGGCCUAUGCAGGCAAUUCAGAAUUCAUCUUUCCAAUAGUUAAUGGAUGGAUGUUUUCAAACAUUUUCCAGGUUGUUAUUUUAUGGCUUUCUGGUUUCAUUGCUGCAAACCACUUUAAUUUUUUUUUAUGAUACAGCAAGAUAAAAAUAUUUUUACAAAUAAAUACAUAAAUAAAUAAAUAUAUCCUGAAUAAAUAAAAUAAAAUAGCGCCCAGGCACACACAGGCUCUCCUUCCCUCCCUCCCUCCUUCUCACCCCUGAUACAGGCCAGCUCAUGCAAAUCUGUGUGCCAGAGCAGCAUUAGAGUUCUCUUGAGCUUUGGAGAUUCUCCACAUGUGUCUUCAGGGCUGUAGCUUAGCAGGUGCCCCUUAUUCUCAUAGGAACAUAGGAAGCUGUCUUAUGCUGAGUCAGACCCUUUGUCCAUCUAGCUCCAUAUUUUCUGCACAGAAUGACAGAGACUCCGUGGCUUCAGGCAGGAGACACUUCCCAGCUCCAGCUAGAGAUGCUGGACUUGGGGCAUGCCUCCUGCAUGCCAAGCAGAUGCUCUGUCAGUGUCCCUGUAAAAGCUCCCAGUGGAAAAUGCUUAUUUAUUCCCAGGAAGGAGAGAACUCCUCCUGGCAGCCCUGGCCCUCACUCUCUCCUGCCCCCUUCUCCCCCUUAGGGCCACCUGAGCGAGGGCUACGGGCAGCUGUGCAGCAUCUACCUCAAACUGCUGAGAACCAAAAUGGAGUUCCACACAAAAGUAAGUGGGGCUGUUUGCCCCUUCAGUCAUCUGCAAAGCACUCUGGGUACCCAAGGGAUCUCUGGCUGGGCAGAGGAACAAAAAGGCCAGAGGUGGCGGCAACAGCCUCCCUCGGGGAUGCAGAAUUUAGCCCCACCUGGGAACUGGAUGCCAUCACCGACAGGGCAUUGUGGGUCUGAAUUCUCAUGCAGGUGGGACAACCUGAAUUGUCUUGUGGAUCUGUAGAUCACUCCUUUUAAAAUUUACUUGGCAGCUCAGCUGAGUGGAGCAUGGUGCCGAUAAUCAAGGUUACGGGUUCGAUCCCUGUAUGGGACAGCUGCAUAUUCCUGCAUUGCAGGGGGUAGGACUAGAUGAUCCUCAGGGUCCCUGCCUAUGAAUGAUAGCGCUGGAACAGAGUAGGCUGCUUAUACAUAGGCCAACCAUCCAUCCAUCUAGCUCAGUAUUGCCCCAGCUGACGGGCAGUGGCUCUGCUGGGCUUCAGGCAUCAGACCCUCUCAGCCCUACCUGGAGAUGUUGCUGGGGUGAGACCCUGAGACCUUCUGCAUGAAAGGGAGAUGCUCUACCAAUGAGCUACAACCCUCCCCUGAUUUAUGGGCCCCUGGAUUGGACAUGCCAAAGGGAAGGACCAUCUGGAGCUCCCUUUCCACCCACCACAAUACUUCCGGGUGUGUCUGUUUUGCACUGUGGAUGACUCCACCUGACUCUGGCCUUUCCCUCCCUUGUGCUUUAACACGGCCAAAGAAUCUGGGAAGGGAAAAGAUGGAAGACAGUUUUUGUGCCCUGCUUUUAUUCAUCGCCAGCCACUCCUUACUGUUUCUUGCCCUUUCCUGACUGGGAAGCGGGAACUUUGGAAACCACCCAGAGAACUACAGGGCAGUAUAGCUAUGCAGAAGAGAGCCAGAGUGGUGUAGUGGUUAGAAUGCUGCCCUAGGACCAGGGACAGACCAGGGUUCAAAUCCCUCACUCGGCCAGUCACUGUCUCUCAGCCUAACCUACCUCACAGGGUUGAUGUGAGGAUGAAAUGGAGGAGGGGGAGAAAGAAUCAUGUGCACCACCUUGAACUCCUUGGAGAAAAAGGUGGGAGAUAAAUUAAAUGAAUAAAUAAAUAAAUAAGAGGUCUGCAAAUUCCUCUUGGCAUAUGAAGGGUCGGGCUAGGUGGCCUCAAGCAGACAGGCAGGAUGGCGGCAUGUACCUGGGUGUAUUCUCUCUCUCACACACACACACACACGUGUAUGCAAAUUGCUCCCUGGGGACAAACAGCUUGAGCUUUCUUCCUCCCUGCCUGCCUGCCUGCGCCCUUCCUUGGCUCCCAGAACGUUCCUUUGCAAGCCUCCCUUCCCGCGUUGUGAUUGGCUCAAGACAGGCCCAUUUGUCUCGCCUGCAUCCCGUUUGGGGAGUGGAGCUGGCAGCAGGUAUUUAUAGAAUGGAAUCCGGCUGACUGGACCAGGAAGCUUGGCUCAGAACCAGAGUCCUGAGGCAAGCAGGCAGGCGGGGAGGCCUUUGCUUCUGCAGGCCAAGCAUGGUCCCCUCUGGUGGCCAGAGGGUGCUUGUGAAAAGGAGCAGUGACGAACGAGGUGGGGCAGGGGAUUGCCACUGCUUCUGAAGUGUGGCCAGGCUUCACCACUGUGGCCAGGAUUAGCCCAGCCCAUUCUUCAGAGAUCCUGUGGCCACAUUCCCAGGGCUGGUUUCACAUCCUCUGUUCACUUUUUCCUUUCUCAGCUGGUGUUUAUGAUGCAGCUCGCUGUGGUUAAAGGGAUGGAUGUAUUUCCCCUGUGCCACCCUUCCCUGUUCUUCAAAAGGGGUCCCAGAAGAGGCCAUGUCUUAUUCUGGGGGAGCAGAGGGAGAGAAGUUCAACAUCACCUGCCCAAACGAUGGAGGGGAAGCUGCUGAGGGCCAUCGCUGGCUGCAGCCCCACUGCUCUUCCCACUGGGCACUGCCACUCCAGGGAGCUGGAGAGGCAAAAGCCCUGGAAGGGGGUCUGGCAGGAAGAGCCUACUUCAUUGGACCUGCCUUGAGCCACAGCUUUGGCCUGACUUUCUGUCUCCCCUCAUACAGAACCCCAGGUUCCCAGGAAACCUCCAGAUGUCAGACAGGCAGCUUGACGAGACGGGCGAGAAUGACGUGAAUAACUUGUAAGUGUUUCUUGGCAGGGGGUCAGGGUCGGGGGGGGCAUUGGUGGCGGCUGCUUUUCCUUUCUGGGAUCAGGGCAAUGAUGGUAGGCAAGAGGGUGGGCUGCCUGUUUGGUGGUGGCCCCAGGUGGGUGGGUAAAUGGUGGGGCAGAUUUCUUUCAGCUCACAGUUUGAGGCUCUGUCAAGUCUCUUGGCUCCCCUGCUGCAGAUCUCCCUCUGCUAUGUGAAGCCAUGAGCUGCUUCUGGGACUCCACAAAGUUUCUGCUAUGGUCCUGUGGCAGGUAAAAGACCACAGCCUCCACAUUCUCAGUGUUGCAGCAUCUUCCAUUCAGUCUCUCUCUUUCUCACUCAGUUUCCAACUCACUGUGGAGAUGUUCGAUUACCUGGAGUGUGAACUGAACCUAUUUCAGACAGGUAAGGUUUCACAGUUCAAAGCAUGCCAGAUACCUCUGCAAGGCACAAUUCAGGGAGGUGUGGUUAAUUCAUUGGCAGUUUACCCCACUCUUUAUGGAUGGCAAGCAUGUUUUCCCUUCCCUUAGGAAGAAAUUGUUUUUCCUUGGGGCAGAGAAUGUUCCUGGACCCCCAGAAGGCAUCUCCCUUUGCAAACAGAAAACAAAAACACCACACACACAAAAUGGGAGUUUCAGACUAGAGAGAAGGUUGCAGAGUGGAGAAGAGCUCAUCUUCCCCUUGAGGGGCACAUGUGUUCCAGCGUGUGCUUAUCUCUUUUUGUUUCCCUUCUGCUGAGUCCUGCACUGACCUGGUGCAGAUUUUCCUCUCUUUCCUAUGUAUGCACCAUUCUUCCGCUUCCUUCUGGAAUUGUCUACUCCCUGCAAAUUCAGCAUUAUUGCAGGAAAAGGGCAAUUCAGGUCCACAUAUCUAAGAAAGCGUGCCAGGAAACAGGGGUGGGGGAUUUGAAGUGAGACUGUGAAAUAACCCAGGUUCAGCUUCUCUUCAUUUUAAAACACACAAACAGAGUGGACGAAAUUAGCCAGAUGCCUGCAGAGCACUAGGUGCCCAGAUGCACGUUCGCCCACAAAAAACAAAAAGGCAGCAGCUUUUGCGUUGAAGAAGGCUUGGGUGAAAUGAGGAUCAGGAAGAGGGACAGCUCAGGAUUCCUGGCUAGGCUAGCCACGGAACAAAUGGGUUGUAUCUCUUAGAAGAGACAUGAGGGUCUUCCUGAACAAAGUGGAGGAGAAGGCUGUGCAGACAAUGCUUCAUUUUUAACCAUCUCAUUUUUAGAAAGUCUCCUCUUGGAUACUGUUGGGCUUCCUUAACCAUUCUCCACUUUCACUGGCAUAUGCUGCAUUUGAUACCCACUGUGGUGCCACUUUUGAGUCUGGGGUUGCCUCCCUUGUUAGUUGGCCAGCUGUUCUAGGGCACAAUCUUUAGAAAUGGCCUAUCUUUGUUGUGACUGGAACAUAUACAGUACUUAUCCAACCCUUUCUGCUUUCCUGCACGCCUUCCCUCCCAGUCUUCAGCUCCUUGGACAUGUCUCGCUCUGUGUCGGUCACGGCUUCUGGGCAGUGCCGCUUGGCCCCACUAAUCCAGGUCAUCCUUGACUGCAGCCACCUCUACGACUACACAGUCAAACUCCUCUUCAAGCUCCACUCCUGUGAGUACAAAUCUGACUGCCCCCUUGGGGGCUUGGAUUCCCUUCCCCCACCUCUCUCAUUCAUUGUGCUCCAGUUAUCACAGCAAUGAUAGUUGUGGUGGCUGAGACAUCCCACACCUCACUCCCUUGCUGAAAGGAUUGUAGGCAUGUAGGAAGCUGUCUUAUAUGGAGUCAGACCAAUGGUCCAGCUAGCUCAGUAUUGUCUACACUGACCGGCAGCAGUUCUCCAGGGCUUCAGGCAAGGAGCCUUUUUCCCAGCCCUCCCUUGAGAUGCCAUUGGGGAUUGAACCUGGCGCCUUCUGCAAACAAUGCAGGUGCUCUCCCACUGAGCUGCAGCCCUUCUCCAUCUUUGAUGUCAGAGCAGCUGCAAACAGAGUCCUGCUUAAUGUUGUAGCAGUUUAUAGUGUUUAACUUUUCCUAAAUGCCAAGAGUGCUUUACAGAUACCUUGGCAGUUCUUUACCAUUUCACUGUCAGUUCGGCCGAUAUAACUAUUUCCAUAUUGGAGCAGGGAGAAAGAGGCUUGCCUAAGGGCAUUUAGUUAUGAUCUUGGCCAUUGUGAUACGCCAGUACCCUGGAAUGUGCAAGGUAGAGUAGACAAUGAAACUCCUGAGCAUGCGCAGAGUACCCUUCCCUCAUCACCGAAUAUUAAACCAGCUUCCACACCUCAGGUCAGGAGCUCAGGGAGGCUUACAAGGCUGUGACCAAGCACUUCUGUCCCUUAACGGUUUCUGGAGGUGCAUCAUUGCUUUGCCCAACCUGACAAAAUCAUAGAAUUGCAGAGUUGGAAGGGACCCUUCCAAUGCAGGAAUCUGCAGCUGUUCCAUACAGGGAGCAGAGUGCCUGAGGGAGCAGGUGCUGCAUGUGUGCCUUAGCAGGGCUGACUGCUCAGCUGGUUAUUUUGCUGGUGUGCGCACCUCUAUCUGUCUCCCUACCCCCACAAACAUCACCACUCCCGAAGGCAUUGGCUGCAUAAUCCAGGUUUUCCCUGAUCUCACUCCCUUUCUGGGCAUCUCUUCUCCAGGUCUCCCAGCUGACACACUCCAAGGCCACAGGGACCGUUUCCUGGAGCAGUUCAAAAAGUAAGUGUGUGAAUGGCUCAGUUCCUGGCUGAGAGCUGGUAACAACUCGGAAUUUCACAUUUAUUUGUUGAGAUUUUAAAACCGUUAGAUCGAAGAGCUCUCCAAGCGGUGUAUGAAUGCGAAAAUCCACAAACCAAUUUUUAAAAAUGAAUAUACAAAUGCAAUCAUAGUUAAAAACACAGAUAGGGCCAAUAAAGCUUUGCUUCACUCUUGAGGCUGGCAGACCCCCCCCCCCCGACUAUCCAGAGGCCCACUCAGGAUGUGUUCAUGGACUUGAUUGCCUUUGCUCUUGUGCUCUGCAGGCUGAAGGAUCUGUUCUAUCGCUCCAGCAACCUUCAGUACUUCAAGCGGCUUAUUCAGAUCCCACAGCUGCCUGAGGUAAGACCCUUGUGGGCCUUCAACAAAUGCCACCCACAGGUUCCCUUGUACUAGCAUUUAAGUGGAGGGGCUGCUACUGCUGUGCCUUUUGAACUCCCAAGGUGGAAGAUGUGCAGGGCAGGAUUACUCCGUCCUGCAUCGUGUGCCUCUACUCAGUGUUGCAGUUCUCGAGUUUCCCAGCUUCACCCUUCUUUCCAUCACCAGAAUCCACCCAACUUCCUGCGGGCCUCAGCGCUCUCCGAGCACAUCAGCCCUGUGGUUGUCAUCCCAGUGGAAGCCUCAUCCCCCGACAGUGAGCCCAUCAUGGACCUUGUGGAGAUGGAAACGUCUUCUCAGAAGGUGAGUGGAGGGGCAGAACUCCUCAAGUGAGAAUCUGGACCUGGCCCACGAGAGGAGGGGAGGGCAGCCGUGUUCUGUUUUCAGGGAAUAUCUCUCUAUGCACCACUCCACAGGCUACUGUUCUGCAGAACAUUAUUUCAACUAAUUUCAACUAAACAAACUCUUCACCAGUUUCCAGCCUUGUUGUGUUCUCCUGAAUGAGCCUGCUCAUACCGUCAGCAGAGCCCAAUGCAAAAGGACUUAUUCAUGCAGAGAGACCGUUGUGCGAACAAAGAUGAAUAAAUAGAGAACCCCUUUUAGAAUUUUGUGUGGAAAGGAAAAUGAAUGAAUUUGAGACAUUUGGGUCUGAAGAUUGGGGAAAUAUUGCUUAGCACAAGGAAGAACAGCUGGUUGUCAUCCUCAGAGUGAAAACUUUGAAUGAUCUACUUGUAUGUAACUGAAAGAUGGAAAAUCAGAAGUCCUUUUUAUAUCUUUUUUUCUUCUCCUAUUUUUAUUUUCCUCCUUUUCUCUCUCUUUUCUUCUCCUUGUGUCCUCUACUCUGGGCCACUAUUGGGAUUAUACACACCUGGAGGUGAAGGAUGGUUGGUGAGGUACCCUGUUUGAGAGACAGGGAAGAGAAGAGCUCCCAGGGUGGGAGAUUGGGAGAAGAAAAGGAAGCUCUCAUGUGGGAGCUGGGAGAGUCCACAAGAGUUAAGCUCUACCUUUGAGAGGGGACUUUGUGUUUUCUUUUCCCUUUCCUUUUCUGUGUGUGUCUUCAUUUAGAUUAGGUUUUUUAUGAAAAAGCCUUAAUAAAAUGUUAUGAAAAAUGAAAAAAGGAACUCCCACAGGAGGCAAUGAUGGCCACCAAAUAAUAAUAAAAUUAUUAUUAUUAUUAUUAUUAUUAUUAUUAUUAUUAUUAUUAUUAUUAAUUUAUACCCCGCCCAUCUGGCUGGGCUUCCCCAGCCACUCUGGGCGGCUUCCAAAAAAAAUAUUAAAAUACUGUACUACAUAAAACAUUAAAAGUUUCCCUAAACAGGGCUGCCUUCAGAUGUCUUCUAAAAGUCUGGUAGUUGUUGUUCUCUUUGACAUCUGGUGGGAGGGCAUUCCACAGGGAGGGCGCCACUACCGAGAAGGCCCUCUGCCUGGUUCCCUGUAACUUGGCUUCUCGCAGUGAGGGAACUGCCAGAAGGCCCUCGGUGCUGGACCUCAGUGUCCAGGUAGAAUGAUGGGGGUGGAGACGCUUCUUCAGAUAUACUGGACCGAGGCCAUUUAGGGCUUUAAAGGUCAGCACCAACACUUUGAAUUGUGCUCGGAAACGUAUUGGGAGCCAAUGUAGGUCUUUCAAGACCGGUGUUAUAUGGUCUCGGAUGUCUUUAAGAUAGGAUGUCUUUAAGAGAGGAUUAGAUCAAUGCAUGGAGGGAAGGGCUGUCAAUGAAUAUUAGCUACAAAGGCCAUGCUCUGCCUCCAUAGCAGCAAUGGUUCUGAAUACCAGUUGCGGGAAACAGCAGAAAGGGAGAGAGUGAUUUUGCUCUUGGGUCCUGCUUGUGGGCUUCUCAUUGAUGCAUCUGGGUAACCAUCGUGAGACCAGGAUUCUGGGCUAGAUGGGCCAUUGACUUGGUCCAACUGGCCUUUAUUAUGUUCUUAUGUUAAAAUAUUUUCCUGGACUGCACACUUCAGCUUGGAGACAGUGCUGGCUUUGCAUGUAUGUAAAAAAAAAAGGUGAAGGGGUCAGCUGAGAUUUCUCCACAGCAUGUUGAAAAUGUACAGGGAAUCUGUUGCAUUCAAAUAAUCAUCCUGCCACCUGAACUACAACAAUUCAGGGAGCGUUUUGCCACCAUUCUCUUAAUGGUGUCACCUGGUCCCUGGGGGGCAUUGUUGUUAAAAUAAAGUAGGAUCAUAGUCUCCUCUUUUAAAUUUGUUUUGUCAAAAGACCACAAGGUGGUUUGCAGCAUAGAACACAAAUGUCAACACAUAACUUAAUUUUUAUGUAGUAGAGACAUGAUAACAGUUAUAUAAAUGCAGUUUAUAAGAAUUGCGUAAUAAAAUACAGAUUUUCGUAAAAGCGACAGCACACAAAAAUGAAGCAGAAAAUCAGCAGCAGGGUAUCUAAACUGCAAAAGCAGUGUGCAAAUGCAGAAUCUCCUCUCUAGCCAAAGGUAAUUCUUAAUCUCAAACCCCACAAAAAAUGACAGAUCCUCCCAGCUCUCACCUGAGAGCUUUCCUUUCCUUUCCUGUCCCUGUCUCUCAUCCUGGGGGAUCUUCACUUCCCUCCUAUCUCUCGGGGUCCUUCCACUAUCCACCCCCUUCGUCCAUCCAGAAGGAGAGACACCAGAGGGGUAAUUACCUUUGGUAUUUCCCCCCUCAGGGUGGCCCCCACUGCCGUUGGCCCAUGACUGAGCUCCCUGCAGUAUACAUGGCUUUUCUCUCCCCAUCCUGAAACACACUCUCAGGCUUGGUGUCAAGUCCAGUGCCGGCCAAUCAACACUGCCUUAUGCACCAAAUUGCUCCCUUCUGUUUUCUUAAUAACUGUCUAUCAGAACGCCUAUCACUGCUGCUGAAUGUCUCUGUCGGAAACCACUGGGGCAUCUCCAGGAGCCCCUCAGGGGUGGGGCUCGCUGGUGAAAACAGAUUGCAGAAGCCCAGCUGUUCUUUGUCUUGCUUGUGAAGGAGGAAUCUGCCCUUCACAGUUUAGGGCCAACAGGGAUUUAUCUUUUGUUUUACAAUUUUUUGUUUUACAAUUUCAAAUAAAUAUUUUACAAACUUUAAAAUAUCCAUUGACUUCCCUUCUUCUCUUUCCAUGGUUACAUAUCAAACACCCCUACAUAUAUUACUAUAACCAUUCAAAUCAAUUUUCCACUUUUACAUCCAUUAAAAAUGAUUUACUCUGUUGAAUUUAUCUUAAAGCUGCCAGCUUUUUCAGCUGUACACAGUUAUUUUCCAUAUAUUCAAUAAAUGUUUUCCAGUCUUCUUUAAACAUAUGUUCUUCUUACUUUCUUAUUCUAUAUGUUAAAUCAGCAAGUUGUGCAUAUUCUGUCAACUUAAGUUGUCAGCCCUCUUUAGUUGGGACCUCACUCAAUUUCCAUUUGGGGGCUAGCAACACACAAGCCGCAGUUGUUGCAUACAUAAAUAACUUUUUCUGACACCUGGGAAUUUCAGUUUAGGUAAUCCCCAGCAAAAAGGACUCUGGUUUUUUGGAGAAAAGUAAUUUUGAACAUUUUUUUUUUCAGUUCAUUAUAAAUCAUUUCCUUUUACCUUUUAACAUGUCCACCACAUGUGGAAGAAGGUUCCUGCCAUUUCUUUAUACUUCCAACAUUUAUCUGAUUCUAUCUUAUAAAUCUUAGACAACCUACUCAGCAUCAUUUUCAAAUAGUUCUCUUUCAAUGAAUAGCAUGCUGUAAAUUUCAGGUCGCUUUUCCAGAGUUUCUCCCAGAUGUUGAGAUCUCUAUUGUGUCCUAUAUCAAUUGCCCAGUGUGUCAUUGAAGCUUUAACAAGCUCGUCUUUUGUUUCCCAUGCUAAUAGAAGAUUAUACAUUUUAGACAGAAGUUUAUCCUUAUUUUGAAACAGCUUUUUCAAAUUGUGAGCUUUGGUCCAAAAAUCCAUUCUUUCUCUGUAAUUUAUCAUGUAACUGGUGAUAUUGCAACCAAUCAGUAACUUGGAUCCCUAGGCUUUCCAUUGAUUUCAGUUUGGGUUCCCCUCCCCCCACACACACACUGUAAAAUUCAGGAGUUCCCUGUAAGUUGCCCAUUGUCUAUCCAUAUUAAAUCUCUUAAUUGUAAUUGCUUCAAUGAGUAAUAGCCAUAAAAGUGUUUUUCUUUCCAGCAGAUUUUUAUAUUUCUCCCAAACUCUAUACAGAUUCUUCCUAAGAAUGUGGUUCAUAAAACUCUUACAGAUUUUAGCCUUCCCGUACCAAAGAUAUGCAUGCCAGCCAAAUUCUAAAUCAUGAUCCUCUAAAUCUAGGAUGUCUGCAUUGUUAAUUACAAUCCAUUCUUUUAACUAACACAAACAAGCUGCCUCAUAGUACAUUUGCAAGUCUGGCAGAGCAAAACCUCCUCUUUCUUUUAUAUCUGUCAUAAUUUUAUGUUUAAUUCUUGGCUUUUCCCCCUGCCAGAUGAAUUUAGAAAUAUAUUUUUUCCAUUCUUUGAACAACAUCCUAGGCAAUAAAUUCAUUUUAAUGGCUGAAAUUCUACCUAACAGGGAGUUUCAUCCCCCCAUAUCUCCAACUCUUUCUUAACCUCUUUCCACAAUUUAAUAUUAUUUUCAAAUAGGUUGAGAUUUCUUAUUGACAGCCAAAUUCCCAAAUAUCUAACUUUUUUACCUAUUUGCAGACCAGACAUCCUUUCUAAAAAAAUAUUUAAAAAUUGACUGCUCAUCCAUGUUUUUGACCAACAUUUUGGUUUUAUCUGAAUUUACUUUAAAACCCACCAGUUUUCCAAACCUUUUAAUUUCUUCUAAUGCUUUGGGAAUGCUCUCCAAAGUGUCAAUACCACAUCAGCAGCAAAUGCCCUUGAUUUUUUAAACUCUAUGUCCCACCUCAAUCCUUUUAAUUUCCCUAUUUCUCCUUAUAUUCUGAAGCAAUAUUUCUGAUGCCAUAAACAACAGGGGAGACAGGGGACAGCUUUGUCUUGUUCCUUUUUCUAUUGGACAUUUGUCUGAAAUAAUAUUAUUUACAGUGGUGCCCCGCAAGACGAAUGCCUCGCAAGACGAAAAACUCACUAGACGAAAGGGUUUUGCGUUUUUUGAGUCGUUCCGCAAGACGAAUUUCCCUAUGGGCUUGCUUCGCAAGACGAAACGUCUUGUGAGUUCUUGCGAGUUUGUUUCCUUUUUCUUAAAGCCGCUAAGCCGUUAAUAGCCGCUAAGCCGUUAAUAGCCGCUAAGCCGCUAAUAGCCGCUAAGCCGCUAAUAGCCGUGCUUUGCAAGACGAAAAAACCGCAAGACGAAGAGACUCAUGGAACAGAUUAAUUUCGUCUUGCGAGGCACCACUGUAUUAAUAUUUACGGAUUGAUCAGUAUAGAUUGCUUUAAUUCCUGCUAGGAAAGAGUUACCUAUUUCCAUUUUCUCUAAAACCUUGAUCACGAAUGAACAUGAAAUGUUAUUGAAGGCUUUCUCCGCCUCUAGAAAGAUUAGAGCAGCCUGUUUUUCAUUUCUUACUUCCAAAUACUCUACUAAAUUAAUUACAUUUCUUAUUUCUUAUAUUGUCCUUCGUUUGUCAGCCUGGUAAAAACCUGGCUUGGUCUCUGUGGACUGACUCAGUUAGUGUCCUUUUCGGUCUAUUAGCUAAAAUUGUAGGAAAUAGUUUAUAAUCAUAGUUCAGUAAUGAAAAAGGUCUGUAAUUUUUAGUCUUUGUUAAGUCAUUAUCUUGUUUGGGGAUCAAGGUAAUGAAUGCAUCCUUCCAUGACACUGAGAUUACUCCAGUCUCCAAAAUUGUAUUCAUGAUGUCCUUAAGUGGUUCUACAAGUGCAUCCUGGAACUUUUUAUAAUAAAUUGCAGUAAGUCCAUCUGGCCCCUGUGCUUUUCCCAUCAUUCUGUUUAUAGCCAUUUGCGAUUCCGAUAUCAGUAUGGGUGCAUUCAGACUUUGACAGUUUUCCUUAGAUACUCAGGAUAUGCUACAGUCCAUUUUCUCAAAGUCCUCUUUCUCACAGCAGUAUAGUCAAGUAUAAAAUUUGUCAAACGCUUUCCUUAUCUCUUUUGAGGUAGUCAGAUGCUUAUCCUCAUCUACAAUAUUAUUUAUUGUCUUAUUCUUUUCUUUUUAAAGUUGUCAUGCUAGCAGUUUACCAGGUUUAUUAGCAAAUUCAAUUUUUUUUCUGUUUCAUUAAUUUAAUUUUCAGCUCAAUCUCUUUAUUAACUAACAUAAAAAUUGUGCUUGCUGGAGUUUAAUCGCUUGAGAUAUAUCUUUAUCCUUUGGUUUUGCGAUUAACUCCUUCUCCUUCUUCAAUAAGGCAUGUGAUAUCUCCUGCUUCUUUUUUCUCCUUUCCCUUUUAUGAAAAGCACCUUGCUGAAUUAAAAAACUUCACAUUGCUGCCUUGCUGGCAUCCCACACUACACUUAAACCUCUUUCUUCACUUAGGUUGAGGUCAAAAAAUUCUUGUAGGGAGCGAAGGGCCAACAGGGAUUUUUCAGCUGCUGGCUGAUCCACUAGCUGAGAACCUUUUAGCUCUCAUGCCACUGGCUGGUGGCUCCCAGCUAAAUACCUGAGCAGUGGGAGGAGCAAGCACAAGCUCAGGACACAAGCUGAAGUCUCCCAGGUGUUUCCCUUCCCUUUCGCUCCAGUCUUUUCCUUCAGCAAGCAGCCUCUGCUCUGACAAUACAGGAGAGAGGGAGGUCAGAACAUUGUUAAAGCUGCAUCCUUUCAAUAUUGCAAUUAUUGCCACCUUCUAAGGACCCUAGCAAAGACCCUUCCAGCUCUUGAAUGGAGCUAACAGCCUCCAUCUCUUCUUCCUCUUUCAGAGUCUCUUUGACAAUAAGUUUGAUGACCUCUUUGGCAGUUCAUUCAGCAAUGAUCCGUUCAACUUUAACAGCCAGAAUGGGAUGACCAAGGAUGACAAGUGAGUGAGGGUUCUUCUCUGAAUGCCCUUCCUUCCUUUGUUAGAGGCUUUCAUCAUCAUUGCACGCUUUAAUUGCAUCCAAGGUACACUGUGUUUGUGUGUUAAUGGCUUAGAUGAUCAGUCUGGGGGUUUGGUGGGUCAUGGAAUGCCCCCAUCUCUUCUAGAUUUGAGUCUGCUCCCAUGGUCCUGAGUGAGGGGCUUUUUUAAAUGAAUGCUAUCUGUCCUCCUGACAGAUUGAAAACACGACACCAACCUAUCUCUCCCUUUUUCCAGGGACCGGCUAAUUGAGCAGCUGCACAGGGAGAUCAGCACCCUCAAGGAUGAGCUGAAGAACUUCAAGGCCGAGGUGAAUGAAAUGUCCCCGUUGCUGUUGGUAACGCAUGAAAGGUGCCUUUCAGACUGGCACCUAUCUCUGGGCCAGAGCCCAGCUCUCAGGAAGGGAGGUUUGCAGGGCAAAACAGGAGAAUCCCAGAAGGUGGGGUAGGACAAUUGCACACAUAGCCUCCACUGCUUUUAAUAUCAAGGCAAAAGUUGUAAAGGGUUUCACAAGUCCAAAAUGCUGCAUCAGCAAGACCUGGGGAAAUGAAAGUCUCUUUUUGCAGACACAAGAGCAACCCAGAGCCAAGCUCCAUGUGGCCACCACUACCUCUGUCAGUUCCUGCCUCUCUUCUCUGUCUCUUGUUUGGGUUACCUCAAAUAAUGGGCAGACAAAUCUGCUAAAUGUCACUGGGAACAGAGGAAAAACAGCAUGCUGGCCUUCCCCAACCUGGUGCCCUCCAGAUGUUUUGGACUACAACUCACAUCAGCUCCUGGAGGGCAGCAGGUUGCAGGGAGUGUCCAUCCAUCAGCAAGUGUUUUUUUGGGGGGGGAGGGCAGGAGUGAUCAAUAGUCAGGAUGGUCCAGGCUACUGGACUGUGAGGACAGCACUUGCAGCUCACAGCCCAAGACUAAGAAACAGAUGUGUUGUUGGGGGUUGUAGCCAUUUAACAUUGUAAACACACAUGUGUGUGUACACAUGCACCUCAGCUGAUCACAAUUAUAGGGGAGGCAUUUUCUGAAUGUGGAGAUGUCCCAAACUCAGGGGUGCCCCUUCCGUCUGAUGUGCAGUCCUUGUUUAAUUUGUUUUGGGGGUGCUCUGUGACCUGCUUCACUUGGCCUCCCCAGCCAAGACUGUGUACCCUCUCCUGACCCCCCACAAAUCUUGUCAGCGGGUCCCCUAAUCCCCUCCCCUCUCCAUUGUGGGCCCUGCAGAGCCACCGCCUGGUGCAGCAACUGAAGGGGCGCAUCAACGAGCUGGAGGCGGAGCUGGCAGAGCAGCAGCACCUGAAGCAACAGGCCCUGGACGAGAGCGACUUCCUGCGCACAGAGCUGGACGAGUUGAAAAAGCGGCACGAGGACACGGAGAAAGCCCAGCGCAGCCUCACGGAGAUAGAGAGUGAGCAGGCAGAGGGCUGAAUGGCAGCCCCAGCACCAAGUCUCCCAUCUGGGGCUGUGGGGGCUGGUACACCGGGGCAUAGCCCUCCUGCUGAAAAUGUCAAGCAGUUUUUUUAUUUUAAAAAAUCCUGAAAAUCUCAAAACCACACACUCUUUCCUUUCCCACACACAUGCUGAACUUAAAGAGACGUUUAUGUCAGUCUCCUGUUCUCUGGUCAGUCAGCAAUCAGCCAAUCCUCACCCAAAAGUUUAACUAUGGCAACAAAAAGUCCCUCCUGUGUGUCUCUUUAAGUCAGAGGUUUUCAACCUUUUUGAGUCCACGGCUCCCUUGACCAACAGCAUUCUUUCUGCGACAUCGCUGUGGGGUUCAGGAGCCCAUUUAUGUCACCCCUUGCCUCUCACCCUUUUUCGAACACCUUCCCUUGGAGAGUGUUCUCUCAGCCUCCUCUCCCCUCUCAUUGGAAUAAUAAUAAUAAUAAUUUAUUAUUUAUACCCCGCCCAUCUGGCUGAGUUUCCCCAGCCAUUCUGGGCGGCUGGGUGGAAGUCCUCUGGGCAGCCACUGCUGCCGCCACUGGUCUCUGAGUUGCCCCCCCCCCCCCCGCCUCCAAAGAGAGGUGCUUCCUCACACCUCCCCACAGGGGCCUGGGACUUUUCUGUCCACUACCAACUUCAAGGGCUGGUGGACUGGCUGGGCUCCCUCGUCUGCUUGCUUGCUUACUCCGAGGCCGCCUCAGCUCCUGGCAACCAGCACCCCCUGACCAGCCCCAGAGGCACCAUUCUGGAUGGCCAGAAAGUCAACCCUAGUAGGAAAGCGCUCAUUCCAUUUGUUGCUAUGAGGCCUGUCCAGCACAGUCACUAUAGCUGAUAUGGAAGGACUGCUUCAAAAACAGCCAACUGGCCUAGAGGAACCAUACAUUCUUUCUGAGCAUGUUCAGAGUUGGUCCUGAAAGCCAAAGGACCAACAGGGAGUGUUUCCUGCUUUAAGGAGCUUUUUUUUCCCCCUUCAUUUUUAGGAUUUGUGUUGUUUCCUUAUUUCCUAAAUAAGUGCUGUACAAGUCCUAUUGUCAUGAAAACAGCAAAGUUAAGAAUUGUAGCCCUACCAAGUCAAAAUGUUAUCAGCUGCAAUUGGGCAUAUGGGUGCCCGUUUGCUUUGCUUCUGAUCCUGAAGGCUCAGGGUGGAUAGCAACUUGCAAGCACAAACACAUGGGCGAUUAAAAUGAGCAAGAAUUAACACACCACAAGUCAAUUAAAACUAUGUCUUCAUAACAGCCGUGAAAGAAUAUGUCGGUUCAUUUAGCCUAGCUAACCUGGGUUCCAGUUUCUGUCUGUAACAGUUCGAAACUUGUAUAAUAAUAAUAAUAAUAAUAAUAAUAAUAUAAUAAUAAUAAUAAUUAAUAAUAAUAAUAAUAAUAAUAAAUUUUAUUUAUAUCCCGCCCUCCCCAGCCGAAGCUGGGCUCAGGGCGGCUAACAACAAUAAAAUAAUACAACAUUCUAAAAUCAUUUCAUUAUAAAAUUAAUUCAAAUCAAAUUGAUGGCAACCAUUGGGCUAGAGUUCUGUGAAGAUUGCCAAAGGAGGGAGUCAGGCUGUGCCCUGGCCAAAGGCCUGGUGGAACAGCUCUGUCUUGCAGGCCCUGCGGAAAGAUGUCAAGUCCCGCAGGGCCCUAGCGUUCCACCAGAUUGGAGCCACAGCCGAAAAAGCCCUGGCUCUGGUAUGAAAAUCAAGUGGGCUAAUAACAUAAGAAAUUGAUCCCUUCCUGCAAAAAUACAUGGCUAAUUCACCCUGGCCACCAAGUCAUCGCCCUUGUCUGUUUCUGCUACAGGGAAAGCACAAGCUACAGAGCAGCGAUACACAAAGCUGAAGGAAAAGUACAGCGAGCUGGUGCAGAACCACGCAGACCUCCUGCGCAAGGUAACCCUGCAUUGUUCUUCCUUCACUUCUUGGUACUAGAGAGUUGAGGGGUGUCACUUCCUCUGACUUCAUGCAACAAGAUGGGAUUGCAUCUGCUGAAGCACCCUAACGAUGGCCCUGUUAAGUCAGUUAAGAUUCAGUAGCUGUGAACCACUGCCUUCCUUUUGUUAGGAUUUCCACACCCUUUCUGGAUCAGCUAUCUAUGCAUUUGCUUAGAUUUCCACUUACAGCUUUUAUCAUUUCUCUUCAGCACUACCUAGGAAACCAGUAGCUAGGAAGAGAGAGAGAGAGCACUUUGGUAUGUUUCUGCGUUGUACUGAGCAAAAUUCACAGUUUUACCUGGAAUGAGAAAGGAAUUUGAUGAAUCUCUCGAAAGUCAGUCAGUGGCUGAGGAGCCAAGUCAACAGCAUAACCCUCUCGGCAAAGAUGGAGACUGGGCCCAGCGGGGGAUUUGCUGCAAUGUGCUUCCACUGCAUAAGACUUAGAGGGAGGGGGCAAGGGAAAUUCACUGGUGCCACUGAAGAUGGGAAGGAGGGACAGUUACUCCCAUGAGCCCAAGUGGCUGAACCCACGUCCUUUUCUUCCUUUGCCUCCCUCUUCCUGUUCCUUAGAAUGCUGAGGUGACCAAGCAGGUGACAGUGGCCAGGCAGGUCCAAGGUGACGUGGAGCGGGAUAAGAAAGAGCUGGAGGACUCCUUCCAGCGGCUGAGUGAGCAGGCCCAGCGGAAGGUGAGCAGGGGGGCAGAGGGGGGAGCUUCAGCUGAGGGAGAAGAGAAAGGGAGUUCAGAAUGUCUGUUGGAGAAACCUGAUAGGAAAGGGCAUCAACAUUCUUCUUUUCUUUCCACAGACUCAGGAGCAGGUGGAAGUCUUGGAAGCAUUGAGGAGGGAGCUCAUUGUCAGCAAACAGGAACUCCAGACCCUCCGAAGCACCAUUGAGUCCAGCACACAGGUGAGACUCUCCAGCCUGGCCUCUUCCUCAGAGGCCCCGGCGGAAGUUGUGUGUGUGUGUGUGUGUGUGUGUGUGUGUGUGUGUGUAUACACACACACACACACACACACACAACAAGUCUUCUGUAUGACUUCUCCUCGCUUUGCCAUAAUGGCACAGGGAACACCAGCUGUUGGGGCUGCAGCCACCACAAGCAACAGAAGUGGAAGCAGAAAAGGCAGUUGGGAGAAGGAGGGGAGCAAGAGGCUGGGUUGGCCCAGUUGUGGGUGGAAGGCAGGACUGAUACAUCCCCUGGGUGCCCUGGGGACGCAGAAGGUUCCUGCAGGACUGGUGCAGUUUAGGCAAAGUUGAGAAGCCCUCACCUCACCUCUCCUUUUCUCUUCCUUUCUUUUUUCUUUACUUUUUUUUUUUUUUUGGUCUACCUGCUGGCUAGGUCGAAGCAGCGCACAGCACUCAGCUGGCCAGCCUGCAGCUGGAGACAGCCACCCUCAAUGAGACUGUGGCCCAGCGUGACCAGCAGCUGACUGAUUUGCAGGCCGAAGUGCAGCAGCUGAAAGCCACUCUGCAGAGAGAGAAGGAGGACAGCGGCAAAGCAGUAGAGGAGCUACAGAGCUCUCUGGAGGAAAGGGUAAGGUGUGGAUUGGAGGUGAGAUGGUGGUGAUUAGCCAGGAACAGCCCAAGAGGCUCUUUGUGUGGUAGGGGUUCAUGGAGGGCAACCCCAGGCUCUUCUUCCGCUGCUCCACGAGUAGACCAAGAGCGGAAGUCUAGCCUCUCUUCCUCUGCCCUCAGGAGAGCAACACACAGGCCCUCCAGCAGCAGCUCCUGGACAAGCAGUUUGCCCUCCUGCAGUGCGCCACAAGGGAAGCUGAGCAGAUGGUGCAGGAUGCCCUGAACCGAAUCGAGGACCCCACACAUGUCAGCUGCACGAGCUCCGCAGGUCAGCCAAGCAGGCCUGGGGCCCCUCACCCCCUUCCUUCAGCAGAGAUUUCCGUGGUCAGAGCCCGCUUGCAACCAAAGCUUGCUUCUGACCCUCAUGCUUCCAGGGGACACCUUAGACUUGCUCAGCAACUUGCAACUGUGGGCAGUUCCUGCUGAAGUUGGAGAAGCCAUGGCUUCAGUUACCAGAGACAGAAUAAUUUCUAGUCACUCUGCACCUCCCUUCAAUCAAUCAGUCAUUAAACUAUGGAACUCCCUCCUACGGGAGGCAGUGAUGGCCACCAGUUUAGAGUACUUUAAAAGAUGAUUAGACAAAUUCAAGGAGGAGAAGGAGAGGGCCAUUGAUGGCUAUUAGGCAUACUGGCUAUGAUCUGCCUGCCCAGUUGGAGGCAGUUAUUCUUCUGAAUACCAGGUGCUGGAAACCACAAGAGUGGUUGCUUUUGUGCUCAAAUCCUGCUUGUGAGUUUCCCAAUAGAAGCAUCUUGUUGGCCACUGUGAGAACAGGAUGCUGGACUAGAUGGGCCCACUUUGGUCUUACCCAGCAGACUCUUCUUAAGUUCUUUAUUUCUUUUUUUUGGGGGGGGGAUAAUAAUUUAAAGGCAGGUUAUAAACUAAAAUGAAUUCUGAAAAGGAGAAGCCCAGGCCAAGGAGGAAGUCAAAACAACCCUCAUUGCUGGGUUGUACAUAAUCAGCUUUUAAGGCCUUCUUCCAGUUGCACUUCCUAAUAGAGUUGUACUCAAUGCUUCCUUUAUUUUGUGUGCUGUGUAGAUUACCUUCUAUCCAGGACCUCUGCGGCAUCCGAGUGUGUAGAGCGGCUGCAGGAGGCAUGCACCCAGUACCUCUCCAACCAGUCAGGUAAGAAACUUGGAGCUGUUUCCAGCUGCCCAGGCAACAGACCCCAUGUAGGACAAGCAGCAUGGAAGUGGGACACCCUGAGAGCCACCCCCCUCAUGUCAGCAGCUGCACCCAUUUGUCAGUGGCAUUUUCUUUUCCACUCUGCUUUGGAAAAGUAAAAGGUGGGCAUUGUGGCAGAAGCACUUGGCGGUAUUUCUCUUAGAAGAUCUCAAUGAGCCUGGGAGGAUCACCUGUGCUUGGUCUCAUGUGUUCUCUUCUCCCUUCCUAGAUGUGAGCAGCUUGUUGUCACACGUGGCUCUCUUUGGCCACCUGGUUGGCGACACCAUCGUCCAGGCAAGCGCCACUUCACACAUGGCCCCCAUGGAGGCUGCAGACAGUGAGUACCUGCCUCUGGCCAGGAAAAGGGUAGGACAGAAACAGGUGCCUUCCUAGGUCAUGCAGGGCCUGAGUGGAGCCUUUUCCCUUUGCAUGUUUCCAGUGCUGUUGGAAGCCUGCAGGCAGUGUGGCAGUGAGGCCUUGUGCUACUUGGGCACCCUGAAGGACAAAGCCUCUUUGGAGAGUGCCAACUGCGCAGCCGUCAGGAACUGUCUUGGGCGGAUCACUGCCAUUGGAGAGGUGAGUUGCUGUAUGGUUUGGGGAAGGCAAAAGGUUUGUUUGUUUGUUUGUUUGUUUGUUUGUUUGUUUCUUUGUUUGUUGCAUUUGUAAUCCCACCUUUUUGUCAAGGUGUGGUUCUCUCCCUUAUCCUCACAACAACCUGUGAGUUGGGUUAGGCUGGGAGACUGAGUUACCCCCAACAUCACCCAUUGAGCUUUGUGGCCAAGCAGGGAUUUGAACCCUGGUCUCCCAGGUUCUAGCCCCAACACUCUUAAGCACUACAGCACAUUGGCUGCCAUUGGUUGGGGUUGCAAGCCCAGAGUGGAUCUCCUCCAAGGAACCUUUUCCUGCAUUGCAUGGGGUUGAACUAGUUGACCCUUGGGGUCCCUUCCAACUCUGCUCAGUGAGUCCAUGUUGCUGGCUCCUCCCAAAGUAUAGAACCAGGAUAGUGGUGGGGAACCUCUACCCCACAGGCCUCUGUAGGCCUGUCAGACCUCCUCAUUUGUCCAGGCCAAGCCACACCCACCUGCCCACAUUGUGCAGGGCAGGGAAAGAUGCUGCUGGCCUCAAAAGGGGAUUGCAGGGAUCAACUGACCAUCCACGCAGGCAAAAGCAGUUCAUGUGAUGCCGCUGGUACCAGGCGACAGAAUGCGGUUGACAGCGACAAAUGGAAGGAUCCUGUUCCCUACACCUAGUGAGCUCCUCUGAAGAUGAAGUUGAUAUGAGGCAGUGGGGGAUACAAGAGAAGGCAGCAACUUUGUAGGUCACCCUCUGCUCUGUUGCAGGACCUGCGCCCCAAGGGCCUGGACAUCAAGCAGGAGGAACUCGGGGAUUUGGUGGACAAGGAGUUGGCAGCCACAGCAGCAGCAAUUGAGAUGGCAGCUUCCAGAAUUGAGGUGAGAUGAGAGAGAGGAGGAUCGGCUUCCUGUUUGCCCAGUGGGAUUCCUUCAAAAAGAAGGAGGAAUAAUGUUUUCUUUUUCAGGGCAGGGGAUUAGAUUUCAGUUCCAGUUCCGUGCCAUGCUAGGGGUGGCUGGUUCUCAGCUUUGCUGUAUAAGUGACAGUGGGCUAACGCUGUUCAUCCUGUAGCUCUGACACCCACCCCACUCUCUCCCCACCACCCUUGUCAACACAGGAGAUGCUGAGCAAGUCACGGGCGGGAGACACUGGAGCCAAGCUUGAGGUCAACGAGAGGUUGGUAUGGAAGCCUGGCACCAGCUGCCUUUCCCUCCUUCCUGCCUGGAUUUUUUUCUGGGCACCAUUGGCACACCUCUUCCUCCCCACCCCACUCCGACACACCGUUUUCAGGACAGCAUGCUUAGAGCAGCCGUGGCCAAGCUGGCACCUUCCAGCUGUUUUGAACUACAACUCCCAUCAGUCCCAGCCACUACAGCUGCCUGGUGGCACCAGGUUGGUGAAGGCUGUCUGUCCUCAAAAGAAAGGGUUAGUCUGCUAUCAUCUCGGAGCCAGAGAAGGGUGCCUGCUCAUUCCUUGACUGCUGUGCUUCCUCUACCUGGCAAGUGGUUUUUGCUCAACAAUGUGGGGAGGGGGCCUCUGGGACUUUUACAGUGGAGCCCAUAUGCUUUGGAUGUAAGCAGACACUGCACAGCCAACCCUUUGUGAUUUACAGGAUUCUGGGCUCCUGCACAGGCUUAAUGCAGGCCAUCCAGGUUCUGGUCAAGGCUUCCAAGGACCUCCAGCGGGAGAUUGUGGAGAGUGGAAGGGUGAGUCAGCAGUGUCAGCCUUGCAAGCUGGGAAUGUGGGCUUCUCACUCAGCAUGCCUUCUUGUCACUGCUGUGCCCCAGAUGCUGUCAGUCUGUGGUGUUGUUUACAUAAAACAUACUCCUCUCCUUGAUUAUAGGUGGGGCAGGAAAGUGCCAUUGUUCCAGUGUGCUCCUGAGUUGUUGAAGGGGUGUGUUGUGUUCAUGCUAAUAGCACUCCAAUCCCUUGGGCAGCUGGAUGGACGAUGAUAAAAUGAGAUGGCUUUCUGGGACCUAGCUGCAGCCUCUCGCUAUCUUACGUGCCUCUCUUCCAAGUGUUAAUAGGGGCCUAGGAGACAGAUGGAUUUUUAGCUCUUAAAUAGGAUGCUGGAAUGGUGGGUGAUAGGGGACCCCCACACAGGGGUUCUGUUUUCUCAUUGCUAUCAAUGUAUGUGGAGUUAACAAAGGAGUAUGAGCAUCGGCCCACAUGAACACAAUUCACACUACUGGGCAAGUUAAACUAAUUUGCUUUAUUUAGAGUACUGUGUUGUAAUUAUUAGAUCAAGCCUCUCAAAGCAGUAUACAUAAAAUUUUGAAAACACCAGUCUUUCAAAGGUGCAAUGCUGGAUAAAUAGGGUUGCAUAGCAAAAAAAACAGAACUAAAACUCAGAUGAAAUGGGACAGGUGUGGCAAGUGGAGCAUAGCUGGGCAUCCCAUGGUCACUCUUACAGAGGGUACAUGCAGCUCCCACCUUGCCAAUGAAACAGUUUUUUGACAUCAGUCAGGGUGCAGGUCCAGAUGCUACAUCACUUGGUAACUCGUUAGAAGGAGAGUUCAUAACUCACAUAUAUUCUUGCCUGUUCAUUCUGAGGGAAUGUUUGUGUCCAGAGUUCCCUUUGGGAUCAAGAUACCCUUUUCAGAGCCUUUUACCUAACCUCAGAACAUAGGCAAGAGAGAGAGGAGGGAGGGAGAAGAGUAAAACAGAAAGCUGGUUGUUUGUUCUCCAGUGAACACCACCAGGUUCUGGAAAAUCUAAAGGUGGUCUGUAUGGUGGCUCUUACCUCUCUGCACACCCCAGGAAAGGCUGUGGCUUAGUGGUGGAGCACCUGAUUUGCAUGCACAAGAUCCUGAAUUCACAUGCAGAGCUGGGAAAGACUCCCUGCCUGGAAGCCCUGGCUAGCUGAAGGCUGGUAAGGGCAGGCAAUACUGAGCAAGGUGCACCAAGGGUUAACCUGGUAUAAGGCAGCUGCCACUCCACUUUCAGGCUGAAGCUCACAGAGCUUCUGGUGGCAAUUGAGAGAGACAGAAUGAACUAUUCUUCAGCUAUUCCUGGCAAUGCUUAGAUCUCACUCCUCUUCUCAUCUAGGGAGCAGCAUCCCCCAAGGAGUUUUACGCCAGAAAUUCCCGGUGGACGGAGGGGCUGAUUUCUGCCUCCAAGGCUGUUGGCUGGGGAGCAACUGUGCUGGUGUAAGUGUUUGGGGGAGAAAAGGCAGCAGACACCCCUGGGGUUACUUCAUAGCCUACUGUUGGCCUGCGAGCUAGGCAGUGCUGCGAUGAGGGGCUGCAGCUUGUAGCCCUGGAAUGUGAGGGGUGGCGCUCUAACAUCCCUUUCGCAUCUUUCCCUAGAGAUGCUGCUGACCUCGUGGUUCAAGGCAAGGGGAAGUUUGAGGAGCUCAUGGUCUGCUCGCAUGAAAUUGCAGCAAGCACAGCCCAACUAGUUGCUGCAUCAAAGGUAGGGACUGCCUUGUGAUACCUCCUUAGAACCAUAGAGUUGGAAGAGGUCCAAAGGGUCAUCUAGUCCAACCCCCUGCUGCAGGAAUGUUGAGCUGAGUCCCCGAGCAAGUAGCCAACAGCCAGUCAUACAAGGAAUGAAUAGGCUUAAUAGGCUUUCCUGGGCAGUCAGGAUGCCAACAGCCGUUUGACUGGCAGUGUCCUGCUCCAUUUGCCACCAGCGCUUUCUUUCUCAUCUGCUGUCAGUGGCAAAGCAACUGAGCCAGUAGGACCCAUUUGUGGCGUGGUGAUGUUUCCUCACCAAAAUGAUCCAUGGCUUCCUUCCAUCUUAAGUACAGCUGCAGCUGGAACCCCAUCACAAAUCAAUUGUUAAAGCUUCCCGCUUUGGGUGCUCCUCCUGCAUAGACAAUCAUCCAAAGGCUUUUCUGGAAAAGCCAGUUUAAUGUCUCAGGAUCCCACUUCCAUAAGAGUUUCUAAAAGUGGGGAGAAGAAACCAGUAGGGGGCUUUGGGUGGGCAAGAGUGCAUUUCAUGAGUGUUUUGCUCCUGAGGAUAUAGUCUAGGACCACCCAUGGUGCCUGGUGUUUGAGCUUUUCUUCUAGGAUGGCAUAGAGUUGCGCUGGGGGCCUUUGCUUGCUCUCUUCCCAACCAGCAGGGGAUCUGCCCUUUCUUUUUUGUAACAUCUGGAGCAGCACGUUGCAGAUCACUUGCUUUGUCCACCACAUGUGGCACGUAGAAUCUUUUUCUCCCACCUGCAAAGAAGCCACUGAUUCUCCUCUUUGAUCUGCCAGGUGAAAGCAGAUAAAGACAGCGCAAACCUCAGCAAGCUCCAGACCGCCUCCCGGGGAGUCAACCAGGCGACAGCCAGGGUGGUGGCUACCACCAAGUCAGGAAUGUCGCAAAUUCAGGAGACAGGUCAGUUUCUGAAACUGAAGUUGGAGAUCCCUUUUCCCUCCUGUUGUUGUUGUUUAGUCGUGUCCGAUUCUUCAUGACCCCAUGGACCAGAGCACGCCAGGCACUCCUGUCUUCCACUGCCUCCCGCAAUUUGGUCAAACUCAUGCUGGUAGCUUCGAGAACACUGUCCAACCAUCUCGUCCUCUGUCGUCCCCUUCUCCUUGUGCCCUCAAUCUUUCCCAACAUCAGGGUCUUUUCCAGGGAGUCUUCUCUUAUGAGGUGGCCAAAGUAUUGGAGCCUCAGCUUCAGGAUCUGUCCUUCCUGUGAGCAGUCAGGGCUGAUUUCCUUAAGAAUGGAUAGGUUUGAUCUUCUUGCAGUCCAUGGGACUCUCAAGAGUCUCCUCCAGCACCAUAAUUCAAAAGCAUCAAUUCUUCGGCGAUCAGCAUUCUUUAUGGUCCAGCUCUCGCUUCCAUACAUCACUAUUGGGAAAACCAUAGCUUUAACUAUACAGACCUUUGUUGGCAAGGUGAUGUCUCUGCUUUUUAAGAUGCUUCUAGGUAGGCACCUCCUGUAGGCACCUGUUUCUCUAAGACAGAGGGGUAGCUGUCUCUGUUUUUCAUUCAGUUCAGUUACAGCCUCUCUUUCUUUUUUGACUUAUUCAUCUGGCUGCUUGAGUCCCACAGGAAGCACAGCUGGGCUCACCAGAUGCCAGGCAGUUCUCAGCACAAUGUGGGAAGGGAUGAGUCCUGCACUUCCAUGCUACCAUUAAUGAGAGUAAACUUAUGUGUUCUCCCCCUGCAGACAGCAUGGACUUCUCCGCCAUAACGCUAACACAGAUCAAGCGUCAAGAAAUGGAUUCCCAGGUAUUUGGGGGAGGGAGGGAGAAAAGAGAGUAAAGAAUGCCAAGCAGAGCAGAAGGGGGAUGCAUUGCAGCCUGGUCACUUGCACUCCAGAAGCCUUUCUCCUCCCUCCUAGGUGCGAGUCCUGGAGCUGGAGAACCAGUUGCAGAAAGAACGCCAGCGCCUGGGAGAGCUGCGGAAGAAGCACUACGAACUGGCAGGGGUGGCUGAGGGCUGGGAUGAGAAUGGUGAGUCUGGUGGCCUGUUGGCUUCUAUGCUGGCCUUUGGGCCACAGCAGGUUCUGGGUUUGCUGGCCUAGCCACAAUUCUCCCAACUUGGGCCUGUAGCCUCCUUCCUGCUAAGACACUGAGGACCAGCAAAGGGAAAGGAACCACAGUUGAAGGCCCUUUCAUCUCAAUUCCCAACACCUUGAGUUAGUGCUGCAACCACAGAAAGGGCAAAAUUACAUUUGUGGAGCACCCCUGCCAAAAAUAAUAAUAAUCUUGGGUCAAGGAAAGCCUUACCUUAUAGCAGUGGUAAGGAAAUAGCCCACCCUCCUCUGAUAGGCCACAUUUGGAAGGUAAGCGGAGCUGCCUACCUGUCAAUCACCUACCACCAGGUGUCAAACAUCAAAGGAAGAAAUGGAAGCAUGCUCUUGAGUGAGCUCCCAAUUAUUUUGUUGUUCCUUCCUUUGCAACCCCAGCUGGAGCCAUAGCUGAGGUUUGAAUCCAAACUGUGCUUGAAAGAUUUAUUCCAAAAGCAGGUUAGUUAUGGGUUGUAUUCACACACAUACACCAAUACCUUGACUUCCCUAGUUGCCUAUACCUGACAAAGAGCUUUCUCUCUCUCUCUCUCUCUCUCUCUCUCUCUGCCCAGGUGCUAAUCUAGCCCCCUGA
Molecule: messenger RNA, 75376 nt
Organism: Podarcis lilfordi (Lilford's wall lizard)
Lineage: Eukaryota; Metazoa; Chordata; Lepidosauria; Squamata; Lacertidae
Source: the annotation of a GenBank genome assembly